Messenger RNA from Podarcis lilfordi (Lilford's wall lizard), 59553 nucleotides. The record is from the annotation of a GenBank genome assembly. NCBI's taxonomy places the organism in Eukaryota, Metazoa, Chordata, Lepidosauria, Squamata, Lacertidae.
CUGUGUGCUCUUUGUGACUCAAGAGCUGCCCACACUUCCAGCACCUCCUCCCUGGGGGCUGUUUGUAGAGGACGAGAGUCAGUUAUAAAGAGACGGGCUGGACUGGCGAAGGCAGGAGCGGCACAGGGCGCAAAGGACCAGCCUCCACCUCGCCUGCCCAUCGCCUGUAUCCUGACCACCAUGGGGAAGGGCCGGACCCUUGUGGGACCCAGCUUCUUUCUCCUGCUGCUGUUCCUCCUUCCUGGGGACACCUCGGCGUCUGCCACAGAACCGUAAGCUGCUUGCUGGAGGGGUUAUCCCACCACACACACACACACACACACACACACACUUCCUUGCUUUCUGCAAAGUCCACCUCUGCCUCUAUCCCCCAGAGAGCAACUCUCUUAAAUCCCCAUGCACAGCUUUGCAAAGGCAGAAGGUAGGGAGGCCAACAGCAGGGGGUGCUAGAGCCAGCACUUACCUGAUGCCUGAAUGCUGGUUUUGCUGCAACUUACAGAGAGGGGAAGGGGCAAGGCAGUGGGGAGGUCAGCACAGUGUGGGCGCCCCGGCAGGAGCAUUGGAGUAGCAGCAAGGAGGUUGGCGCAGUGCGGACACACCUGCAGAAGCAUUGGAGUAGCUCCAUGGGCGUGUAUGCUCUCUGCCAACCUCCCCACUGCAUCACCCAUCCCUCUGCGUAAGUGGCAGUAAUACAGGCACCUAUAAAAAUAGCACUGGCUCUUCCUAUAGCUAGAUAGAAAGGUAAAGGGACCCCUGAACAUUAGGUCCAGUCGUGGCCGACCCUGGGGUUGCGGCCUUCAUCUUGCUUUACUGGCCGAGGGAGCCGGCGUACAGCUUCCGGGUCAUGUGGCCAGCAUGACUAAGCCGCUUCUGGCGAACCAGAGCAGCGCACGGAAACGCCGUUUACCUUCUCGUCAGAGCGGUACCUAUUUAUCUACUUGCACUUUGACAUGCUUUCGAACUGCUAGGUUGGCAGGAGCAGGGACCGAGCAACGGGAGCUCACCCCGUUACGGGGAUUAGAACCGCCAACCUUCUGAUUGGCAAGUCCUAGGCUCUGUGGUUUAACCCACAGCGCCACCCACAUCCCACUAUAGCUAGAUAGUCAUAGUGUGACGCGGGUGGCGCUGUGGGUUAAACCACAGAGCCUAGGGCUUGCCGAUAGCUAGAUAGUCAUGGGGGAAAGCAUCAAUUGGAGGAAUUCCACCAAAGCUUUUGAUGGGCCAUAACUAUAGUUGGGGCUUUUUUUCAGCCAGAACUUGCUGGAACUCAGUUCCGGCAAACUCUCAAGUGGGCCCUAUUGCCAUUCUAAGAUAACAAGGGAGGCGUUUAUGGUGACUUCCAGCACCUCUUUUUCUAGAAAAAUUAGCCCUGGCUGUAAUUAUGAAACACAAACAAAGAGCCCCAGCGUCCUCCUCACCUCCCGGUCCCCCUGACCUUUCCUGCCCACCUCCUCCCAGGCAAUACUUGGUUCUGGUGCCCUACUUGAUCCACACAGAGACGCCCGAGAAGAUCUGUAUCCAGCUGAACCACCUGAAUGAAUCAGUGAUGUUGAGCAUCACUCUGGAGCACGGAGGGCAGAACAGGACCCUGCUCACUGACUUGGUGAACAAGAAGGAUAUGUUCGGGUGCUUCCCAUUCCAGGUGAGAAUUUAUUGCUUGCCAUUUUGCUCUAUGCUCACAUUGCAGCAGGCACCCUCAUGCCAGCCGCUAUGGUGCUCAUAUUCACGACUGCUGGUUCCUCUGCUGCCACGAGAGGAGCACUGGGCCAUGCUGCGCUGGGGGGGGGGCACCUGCAUGGGGGUUGAAGUGUAGGUGGAUUCCCAUGAGGCAAGACACAGUGAUAACAGCAAGAACUAACAGAACGGGACAACAGGGGCAAAGCAACUGCCUAUAUACAUUUCCGAAGGCCUGGGUCACUCCUACUCUCAACGUGAUUGACUGUCUAAAGCUCCAAGCUGUGAAUCAUGACUCAGAGUUUAAGGGCCAAUGGCGGAGGCCCAAAUCCUGAAAUGUUCUGUGAUUGAAUACCAUGUAUCGAAUCAGAACGCAGGGGCUCAUAAUCCUUCGUCCAGACUCAAGCUCAGGCAAACACAGACCACUGAAUACAUAAUAGGGGUGCCUGCUUCAAACCCCCUCAAAAAUUCACACCUGACGCCAUGGCCCCUCUAGCACCUCCUCUUCGAAAAAGAUGCACAAAACACAUCAAAAUGCAGUAUUUCCUAUAUUAAGAAAAGGAUAGGUGUGGAUUAAGAAUGUCACGUGUACACACGGCUUUCCAAACCAGCAGUGGGAGCCCCCUAGAUUCCAGGCAAAUGACAGUCUAUACACAGACCAAGCCUGCUCCUCUAUUCCUUUUCCUUCCUCCUCCAGGUUCCCAAAUUGAGCGGUUCUUCUAGCUCCACAGAGGCAUUCCUCACAGUGGAGGUAAAAGGGGAUACGCUGCGCUUCAAGAGCUGGAAAGCUGUGCUGGUCAAAGACCUGGACACCCUGCUCUUCAUCCAGACAGACAAGCCCAUCUACAAGCCAGGGGAGACUGGUAAGUGAGAGGCUGGGGUUACGGGAAGGGAGAACCACUAGAUAAAUACCACAUCCCCUUUGUAAACAAGGCUCUCUACAGACCAUGUUCAGCCUGCGAACGAGAAGAUGGAGAGAGGUGAUAUGAUAGCCAUCUUCAAAUACCUGAAGGGCUGUCGUCACAUGGAAGGGAGAGCAAUCUUGCUUUCUGCUGCUGUUUCAGAGGGGUAGGGUGGAAACCAACGGGUUCAAAAUACAAGAAAGGAGAGUCUGGGGGAAAAACCAGGGACAACUUUCUGUCGGCAAGAAACACUCAACAGUGGAAUAGACUCUCUCAGAAGGUGGAGGACAGAAGUCUGUCCAUAGUUUGGACAGAACUGAGUAUACAUUACGUCUGGGAAAUGAGCCCAGUGGUGUAGCGUGGGGGCUGUGGCUCCAGGUGCAAUUUUGUGAGGGGGUGCAAACAGGCGCCCCCACAGCAGGCUCCCUCUUUGGGGCCUAGAUCCAUGCAAGAAGGGACUGUGCCUAGGCUGUGGCACUUGUGCCAGGCCGCAGCUCUGCCUCUGGGGUCCGGCCAGAUCCAGUGGCAGAGAGCAAGAGAGUGUGCCGCCCACCUUCCUCAGCUGCGAGGUUCCUUGCGCCCGACUGCAGCAGCUCCGUCGGAGGGUCAGGCCUGACCUGGUGGUGGAGAGCAGGAGGAAUGUGGGCAGCAGUUUCCCUGCUCCUCUUCUCCCCUGGACUGUAGCGCGCUGGAGGGGUGCCCUCCGUGCCCCUUGGGGGUGUGCCCUGCAUGCCAACCCCGGACAGCACAGACAUAUGCUCCGCUGCUGAAAUGAGCCACAAUUUGUGUCCUGGGUAUGCCUAGGCGAUGUAUUGACACAUUGCCCAGGACCUGCUUGGGGGCCAGAGCAUGACAGCGGCUUCACCUGGCAGUAUAUUGUUGGUGGGGCUUACCUGACCUGACUCCAGUGCCCAGUGGGAGGGACAAGCUGCCUCGGCCCCAGCCCCACAAGGGGCUGAGGCAGCUUGUUCCUCCCUACACUUUUCAACAUCAUGAUGCAUUACCAUAUAGGGAGCGGGUGGCACUGUGGUCUAAACCACAGAGCCUCUUGGGCUUGCCAAUCAGAAGGUCGGCGGUUCGAAUCCUCAUGGUGGUGUGAGCUCCCGUUGCUCUAUCCCAGCUCCUGCCAACCUAGCAGUUCGAAAGCAUGCCAGUGCAAGUAGAUAAAUAAGUACCACUCUGGCGAGAAGGUAAAUGGUGUUUCCAUGCACUCUGGUUUCCAUCACGGUGUUCCGUUGUGCCAGAAGCAGUUUAGUCAUGCUGGACACAUGAGCUGGAAAGCUGUCUGUAGACAAACGCUGGCUCCCUUGGCCUGAAAGCGAGAUGAACAUCACAACCCCAUAGUCACCUUUGACUGGACUUAACUAGCCCUGGACUCUUUAGAUUUGUCUGCCCAUGCACAGAGCCAGUGUGGUGUAGUGGUUAAGAGCGGUAGACUUGUAAUCUGGUGAACCGGGUUCGCGUCUCCGCUCCUCCACAUGCAGCUGGGUGACCUUGCGCCAGUCACACUUCUUUGAAGUCUCUCAGCCCCACUCACCUCACAGAGUGUUUGUUGUGGGAGAGGAAGGGAAAGGAGAAUGUUAGCCACUUUGAGACUCCUUCGGGUAGUGAUAAAGCAGGAUAUCAAAUCCAAACUCUUCUUCUUCUAUCUGAAACCCAAGGGGGUGCAUUGGUUGCCAGAUGUGAAAUAAAUCAGCAUGAUUUUCAGUUCUUGUAGCAGCUCUACGUGGACACACCAGAGACUGAGCAUGUCCUCUUCCAUUGAAUACUCUGUGCUUGCAAGGGGCAACAGAAUGGGGCUUCAAAGGGCACUUACCAGAUUAUCACUACAUUGGGGUUUGAAUUGCACACCAGCAAGUUCAAGUUAUGUAAUUAUAGUUGAUUGGGAAGUCUUGCAUAAGAAACCUGCUUCCUCAAAAGGUCUCACUUUGAUGUCAUCUGUUCUCCCUACAAACCAAUCAGAACAAAUGCACAUUAAGCAGGUUGUAUGGGAACCCAUGAAGAAUGGGCCCGUUUUGUAUUUGUGUUGAGUGAUGCCUGCUAUUUGGGGAUUCCUUUUAUAUACAUAUUUAUCUGCACGUAGAGCACCCAUGCUACAAAUCAGCCACAAGCCAUCAGGACAGAACUGCAAUCGAACAUGCUUUUUUUAAAAAAAUCUUAUUUCCUUUCCAGUUCAAUUUCGUGUUGCCACCCUGGAUGAAAGUUUCCGACCUGUUACUGAAAAAGUGAGUUUUUCUCAGUGCCAAAGUAUUAUAUGCAGACGGGUGAUCAGAGGGUAAUACCCAUUUAUUUAAUUAUUUAAUGUUAAUUAAAGCAUCAGUUCAGACCAAAAAAAGUACCACUAGGACACUUGAUGCUAGGAGCUAAAUCCUGUACUAACAUAACUCUGGAGCUAAAUUCUAAAGGUAGAAACUCUGUUUUUUAAAAACCAAACCAAACCAAACCAAACCAGUUUUCAGCUCUGUGGAAGGAGUAAAAAGAAAAGCCCACUAAAUUUUAGUUCCACACAGUACAGAUCUGGUUAAUGGAAGAGUCAGUUUAGAUUUUAUUUUUUUAAAAUAAAGAUGGGCUUCUUCUUUUUUCAAAAAGUUCAUUUUGAAUAUCAAUCUUCCUAGGUUAAAAAGGUUUGGUGGUGGUUUUUUAUGGUGAAAAGUGACUCAGCUGAAAGUUUCAGCUUUCAGUUGAAAACCAGCUUAAAAAAACUGAUCCAGUUUAGCAAAGUGAGAGUAUAAGAGGGAAAACAGUUAAAGUCGCAAACCAGCUUUGCUGCCUCCUUAAUAUCACUGAAUAGCUGGCCAGCAGAGCUUUUCUCUGUGCUGAGGGGACUGCCGACACCUGUCCCUGAAAACAGGCUGUUGGAACGAUUAGGCACCUGUCGUGACACGUUUGUCAGGCAAUUUGAGGAAAAGCUCCCUCAUCUUCAUGUUGAGUGGAAUGCUGCCAUUAUUGCAGCGGCAGGUGAAGUAUUUGACAUGCUACCUUGCCAAUCCUGCAGAAUUGGUUUCAGUCAAAGAGGCCUGAGGAGGUGGACAAGAAUGGUCCCUGUUUUACUUGUUAGAAUUGCUGCUUCAUUUGCUUUUAUAUAGUUGUUUUACUGGAUUUCGGUUUCAUUAAAAAAAAAAAAGUUUCAAAAUAAGAUUUGCAAAUGCAAUAAACAAAACAUUGAACUAAAAUACAUCAUAAAAGCAACCAUAACGGAAAGAGGAGUAAAAAGGCAUCAUUAUCAUCAUCAUCAAGCUUCAAAAAGAAUGAAUAGUGUGAUGAAUGAAUGUUGGGAUACAACAUUCAUAUUUAUACAAAAUAUAUCAGGUAUUCAUAAGUGUUGCCAGAUAAAAUUGUAUUGAGUAGGAACAUGCCAAACACAAGAUUGUUUGGUCAUAUGAAUCGCAAACAGCCUCAAAACAGGUGCAAAGUCUGAGGGGGCCACAUCGCCCCUGCCAGCAUCUUAUUCUAUGGGUCAAUUUUUCAGAGAUGGGAAUAAACUCAAUUUUUUCAAACCAUAAGUUCCAAGAGUGAAAAAGAUGAGUUCUUCUAUCCUUGAGAGAGCAUUAGGUGAGUGGGGACCAGCAGAUAUCAAAUUAAUAGUUGACGGAGUUUUCUUCUUUUUCUUUAAUGGAUAUUGCUUCCAUGUUGUCCAUAGUAUACACCACCAGGGUCCUCCCCCCUCCAUAUUAAGCUGUUUAGAAAAGCUUUAAAAGGAAUAAAUAAGCAUAAAAUACUGCUGGGGAGGUUGUGGGGUGGGAUUUGCCUUUGAGGUAGUUUCUCAUUCAUUGUCAUCUUUGAUUUCUCUCCCCCUUCUACCUUUUGCUUCCACAGAUCCCAUUGAUUUACCUCCAGGUAAGUGGCCAGUUCAUCUUCACCUCUCAUCAUAGUAACCUAUAGCUAGUUUGGGGGCGGGGAAACAACAUGCAAAGCAGAAUGCAGCUAUCCUUUGACGUUCGCAUUUAUCUGAAUUUUGCGAUGAAGUUCUCCAGCCGAUGUUACCUUGGAUAAUCUCAGGCAAAUAUUUGCUACAAACAGAAAAAAGGGGGUUUAGCUAUUAACUGUGGCUACAGUCAUCCAACUACCUGUCAGCAGGUUCUGUUUAACUCAACAGGGCUUGCUUUAGAGUUAAACAACUAUGUGUCUUUUUGUCAACACCUGAGGUAAAGGGACCCCUGACCAUUAGGUCCAGUUGUGGCCGACUCGGGUUGCGGCGCUCAUCUUGCUUUAUUGGCCAAGGGAGCCGGCGUACAGCUUCCGGGCCAUGUGGCCAGCAUGACUAAGCCGCUUCUGGUGAACCAGAGCAGCACAAGGAAACGCCAUUUACCUUCCUGCCAGAGUGGUACCUAUUUAUCUACUUGCACUUUGACAUGCUUUUGAACUGCUAGGUUGGCAGGAGCAGGGACUGAGCAACGGGAGCUCACCCUGUCACGGGGAUUUGAACCGCCGACCUUCUGAUCAGCAAGUCCUAGGCUCUGUGGUUUAACCCACAGCGCCACCCCUGUCAACACCUGAAGGCAGCUUUUAAUGUUUGAGGCAUUCCCCCCAGCCCCCCCCUCUGUAUUUUGUCAGAAGCUGCCCAGAGUGGCUAGGGUAAACCGGUCAGAUGGGUGGGGUUCAAGAACUGUUGCUGUUGUUGUUGUUUAGAGUAAAGAUGCUUAGGAGGUUGUGCUGAAUGUAAAAAGGACAUGAAGAAGGAUUUAUCUUCUCCCUGGCCCCCUUGCAAAAAUAAAAAUCUAUUAAUCAGCUCGUUUUAAAAUAAAGAAAAGUCAGGUUCUGGAAAGAACCAACUCAGCUGAAAACUAGCUUAGCCCCAUUGCUUUGGGUUCGAGAUCCUCUGGAAGGAGAGGAGAGGAGAGAACUGCACACAUUAUCUGCAAUUUCUUUAAAUCAGUAUAACCCAGGCAUAGGCAAGCUCAGCCCUCCAGAUGUUUUGGAACUACAACUCCCAUCAUCCCUAGCCAACAGAACAAGUGGUCAGGGAUGAUGGGAGUUGUAGUCCCAAAACAUCUGGAGGGCCGAGUUUGCCUAUGCCUGGUAUAUCCUAUAACACAUCCAGCUUCCAGACUUGGUAGGUGGUCUUGUUGUAACUUGUCCUGGCAAAGGGCAGGUAAGAAAUGAUGGUGAUGAUGGGGUGAUGAGGAGGAGUCUAGCUUCAGCAGGCUGUGAGGUUCUCUUUGCCUGCCUGCCUCCCCUUCUCCCAGCCCCUCAGGAGUGAAUUUGUUUGCAUGGUUCCUCAAACAAACCCUCUGUCUGUUGAAAUUGCUGGUUAAUUGUCAACGAAGCCCCUCUUUGGAGGGUUUGAAGUAGGGCUGUGUGCAAGCCUGUUGAUCUGCCCCCAAUUUGCAGCCCCUGGAUCAGGCCAAUGCUCCCUGGGGCUAGAAAACUCCCCUUCUGGGCUGACAGAGCAGCUCUGGGAUCCUAGGAGCCAACUCCACGCCCAAUAAAAUAUUUGAGGGGGCUGGGCUCCCCAAAGUUGAUAGGCAUUCAAAUGGUGUUCGUGUGGCAUGUCUUCUGAUCAGUUAUGUGGGGCAGAGCUUACCUGGGCCUCCCCAAUAUUUAUGCAUUGGCACCCCUUUCUGAGCUGCUACAGAAUCCCUACUGCAAAUAUAGUAGCAGCAGACCCUCCAAAUGUCCCUAUUUUCCAGGGACAGCCCUCAUUUAGAGAAGCCGUCCCAGUUUCUGAUUUCAUCCUGGAAUGUCCCGCUUUUCCUUAGGACGUCUCUCUUUUCAUUAGAGAAAUGUUGGGGGUUAUGGAGUUAUCCUACCCCCGAGCUAUAUAAAGACAAUCCUGUAUAGGGUAGUUUCUUAAAUGUUUAAUGUUUUAUUAUUUUUUUAAAUAUAUGUUGGAAGUUGCCCAGAGUGGCUGGGGCAACCCAGUAAGAUUUGCGGGGUAUAAAUAGUAAAAAUUAUCAUUAUGGAAUGGGACACCCCUAUUUUCAUCAGAGAAAUGUUGGAGGGUAUGUAGCAGGUGUUUGACCACCUGUGAUCCUGAAUGCUGGUGGCAUCUCAUAGCUUAUGUACUGAACUGUUGACCCCAAUACUCCCCUUUCAUGCCUAUUGCGUGGUUCUAGGGCUCUGGAGACAGGGACCUUGUGUGGUCCCUGCUGCAGAAAUAGCAAUUGCUUUCCAACUCACCUACCCCAGAUCAUUACACCACUGGAUAUGUCCCAGCCUUGUCCUCUUCUGGAGCCAGAAACAGCAGUCCCUCCUUUUAACCUGUGUGAUUCCCUCCACCCUUAACUUUCUUGUGACUUCCAGGAUCCCAAGAACAACCGCUUGAUGCAGUGGACCGAAGUGGAGCUGAAAGGGGGCCUGGUUCAGCUCUCCUUCCCUCUCGGCUCUGAGCCCCCCCAAGGCACCUACAGACUGAAGGUGCAGAAAGUCACCAAUGCAUGGGAGGAGAGAGGCUUUGAAGUGUCGGAAUAUGGUGAGGAGGAUGGAAAGGUCCCAAUUGGGCACCCAGGACGCUGAGCAGAAGGGGGUAGGGGUUCGUGAUGUAUCUAUCCCUUCAUUUAUUUUUCCUGCUGCCUUGUGGAGUUUGCACCUAACAGGGGCAAAUAAUAAUGAGAAGUGAGGUCACAGGGAACCAGGCAGAGGGCCUUCUCGGUGGUGGCGCCCGCCCUGUGGAACACCCUCCCAUCAGAUGUCAAGGAAAUAAGCAACUAUCUGACUUUUUGAAGACAUCUGAAGGCAGCCCUGUUUAGGGAAGUUUUUAAUGUUUGAUGUUUUGUUGUGUUUUUAAUAUUCUGUUGGGAGCCUCCCAGAGUGGCUGGGGAAACUCAGCCAGAUGGGCAGGGUAAUAAUAAUAAUAAUAAUAAUAAUAAUAAUACAGUGGAGGAACAGGCGACAGACUGUUUUGGAAUCUUAGAGAGGUGAGGUUUGCAAGUCCAGCGAAAGCUUUCCUUCACCUCCCCUCUUCUUUCCCCUUCUGUAGUAUUGCCCAAAUACGAAGUUGUGGUGAAGGCACCUGAGGUCAUCACGAUUCUGGCCGAGGAACUGGAAGUGACUGUUUGUGGAGUGUAAGUGGGACUUCUCGGUGGGACGAGGGUGUUGUUGUUGUUGUUGUUUAGUCGUUUAGUUGUGUCCGACUCUUCGUGACCCCAUGGACCAGAGCACGCCAGGCACUCCUGUCUUCCACUGCCUCCCGCAGUUUGGUCAGACUCAUGUUUGUAGCUUUGAGAACACUGUCCAACCAUCUCAUCCUCUGUCAUCCCCUUCUCCUUGUGCCCUCCAUCUUUCCCAACAUCAGGGUCUUUUCCAGGGAGUCUUCUCUUCACAUGAGGUGGCCAAAGUCUUGGAGCCUCAGCUUCAGGAUCUGUCCUUCCAGUGAGCACUCAGGGCUGAUUUCCUUAAGAAUGGAUAGGUUUGAUCUUCUUGCAGUCCAUGGGACUCUCAAGAGUCUCCUCCAGCACCAUAAUUCAAAAGCAUCAAUUAUUCGGCGAUCAGCCUUCUUUAUGGUCCAACUCUCACUUCCGUACAUCACUACUGGGAAAACCAUAGCUUUAACUAUAUGGACCUUUGCUGGCAAGAUGAUGUCUCUACUUUUUAAGAUGGUGUCUAGGUUUGCCAUCACCUUUCUCCCAAGGAGCAGGCGUCUUUUAAUUUCGUGACUGCUGUCACCAUCUGCAGUGAUGAGGGUGGUGGUUCCCAAAGUGAGCAGUACAGCCCCCCGGAGGGUGGUGGGAUCACGGAGAUCCUUGGAGGCAACGGGGUGGGGAUGGUGGUGGUGGGUGCUGCAGGUGGUGAGCCAGGACUCCUGCUAAGUGACUUUAAACCAGAAGUUGGGAAACUGGCAUCACUUCAAGUCCAUCCAUCACAUUCAGAAUUUACUUCAUUGUGGUUACUAAAUGUGGUAUCUGUCAGGAGCUCACCCUACACUCGAGGAGGACCCUGGCAGAGACACAUGCCAGACAGGCAUGUUCCCUCCCUCCUGGUCGAUCGUUCAGGAGCUUCAAAAGCUUUCUUCUGCCCGAACAUCACAGCGACCGAUGCCAACCGACACCGGCACACUUAGGGAUCUGCAGAGUUUGCGCACCUUGCGUGACAGACCUCAGCAACUCAGCAUUUGGGCUAAUCUACUUUAUUUACAUAUAAACACACACGGAGCACUGCAACAUGGCUCCCUCUCUCUCUAGCAUCAGACAGCAAAGAGAAAAAGAACAAAGGACAAUAGUCCCACUUCACGGAAGACAAUAACACAAACAUCCUGUCUCCGUCACUUCCCAACAUAUACCGUCAUGUGAAAGACAACAAUCCCAUGACUGCAAUCAUGGAGCAGGAAUUCUAACAGUAUCUAAGACCCUUUCUCUACCACAGACCCUGGAGAGAAGCUGCUACAAGUCAGAGUAGACAAUAUUGGUCUAGAGGGAUGGAAAGUCCUAUCUAGUACAUAUUCUCCUGUGUUCCUGUGAAAACUUCUUCACCAAACUCCGGACAAUAAGCACCCACGAAAAAUAUACAUAUAAAGAUUUUUUUUUAAAAAAAGGCAGUCUUGUCAAUGUUCCCUAUAUCUCUGUAUCCCUUCUGAGGGCUUCACCACACUAACUUUCAAACAACCAGGGCCGUCUUUAGCAUAUGUGGCACCGGGGUGCAAAAAGCUGCCCAGCACCCGGGUGCCCCACACCCCUAGUGCCUAUGGGUAAGCUGACCCGGCACACAACUCUGUGUUGGAGCAGUUUUUCUUACACCCCAGAGUUCCCCCCAGAAAAACCUGCUCUUUAAAGCUGAAAUGCAACAAAUCUGGAUUUUCUGUGGUUUGCCAUUUGCUCUGAUUCAGCGGUAGAGAGUGGGUUUUCACGGGGAAAGCGCUGGAGAAAAAAAUAACCCCCAAAAUGAGCACUCAGAGAUUUAAAGCAUAGAUCCUGCCUGCAAAGCACGGAGGAAAAGUAAGUGUAAAUAAGCCCUUGAUCAAUGCUAUCUAUGACUGUUUCUGUCUCCAGGUACACCUAUGGGAUGCCCGUUCCUGGACAGGUGAAGAUACGCGUUUGCCGGAAAUACAACGAUGCCGCAAACCGACGGUACAGCGGUUACACAAGCUCAUGUUCCUGGGCAGAGCUGGGGGGUGUAUGUGAAGAGUUCAGUGGAGAGGUGAGUCUCCAAAAUAAAACUUAGGCUCAAUACAGAUUUACUUUCUUAGCUGGGAAGGGUUGCAGCUCAGUAGAAGAACAUCUCCUUUGUACGCAGGAGGUCUCAGGUCUGAUUCUCAGCAUCCCCAGUUAGGGCUGGGAGUUAAAGGAAGCUAAAGGAAGACUUGGACAGCCAAAGCCUUCUCAGUGGUGACAACCUGCUGGACUUUCAGUCCUGCAGCUCCAGCCAUCUGGACUAAGUUACCAGUUGAAAUUAGACAGCUACCCAUCAUCAUGCCAUUCGGGCAGCUAUUUCACCCCCCCCCCAAACAACAGCAACAACAAGUCUUCUCCUGGAGUGAGAGUCCACCAUUCUACAUAUAGCAUAUAGAUGACCUUUGGGGUCCAUUCCAGCUCUUCACUUCUAUGAUUCCAUGUUCUUUGAAUUCUAUCCAGUGGUGCCUCGCAAGACGAAAAGAAUCCGUUCCGCGAGUCUCUUCGUCUUGCGGGUUUUUCGUCUUGCGAAGCAAGCCCAUUAGCGGUUUAGCGGAUUAGCGCUACAGUAUUAGCGGCUUAGCGGGCUUAGCGGAUCAGCUGAUAAGCGGCUUAGCGAUCAGCUGUUAAGCGGCUUAGCCGAUCAGCUGAUAAACGGUUUAGCGGCUUGGGGAAAAGGGGGGGGAAAGGAAAAAAACCCCGCAGGAACUCGCAAGACAUUUUCGUCUUGCGAAGCAAGCACAUAGGAAAUUCGUUUUGCGAAGCACCUCCAAAACGGAAAACCCUUUCGUCUAGCGGGUUUUCCGUCUUGCGAGGCAUUCGUCUUGCGGGGCACCACUGUAAAUGGCUUUGUUGUUGUUGUUUUUGUUGUUUUUUAAUUUGGGAUGAUGUUGUUUAUUUAUUUAAAUGACUUUUACAGCUUGUUUUCGCCCCACAAAAACCUCAGAAGUGGCUUGCUCAAAAAUAAAAUUCACUAAUAAAAAUAACUAUAGUAUUUAAAAUAUAAAACACAGCAGCAUUAAUACCAACAUUUAAAAAUAAUAAUUACACAGUGCUCUCUGAAACAAAAUAAAAAGGGGGUGGGGAAGGAGAGAGACUUUCAGCAUCUAUCUAAAGAUGGGAAGGGAAAGAUUUGGAUAAAUUUCCCAGAGAAAAUUCCAGAGUUAUAGUGCCACUGUCAAGCAGGCUCUGUUGCUAGGACCCAUCUAUCAAAUAUCUGCUAACAACAGGCUAGAGAGCAGGUCCUCUGAUGCCAAGCUGGAGACCCAGGCAGGUUCAUAUAUUUCAAGGUGGUCCUUUAAAAAAUCUGGUUCUGGGUCAUUAAAGGCUUUAAAGGCUUGCAGCAGCCAGUUGGCUUGGGUAGGUCUGGGUUGCAGAAGUAGACCCAGAAUGUGUUUCUGUCGUGAUUCAGACAUGGGUAGGGCUGGAAUUCAGAGUCAGCUUUGUUCUUUUUGGAAUUUGUAAAGAUGGUUUUAUUGUUCAGUUGUUUCCAGAGUUUGAAACACUGGCAUGGUUUGCAGAGCUUACGUUCUUGUGUUUUAUCCCACUGUUAUCUCGUAAACAGCUUCAGCGGCUUCUAGCUAUGGUUUAUAAUUUUGUUUAAUAGUAGUAUAGCAAUAAUAACACUAGGACAGGAAAAAAAGAAAGAAAUUGUCGUUGUCGUUGUUAACAACCUUGCAAAUCUUUGGCUUCCCAAAUAGGCAGAUGCAAACGGCUGCUUCUCUCAGGUGGUGAAAACGAAAGUUUUUCAGAUGAAGAGGGAUUCGUCUGAGAUGAAACUUGAAGUGGAGGGCAAGAUCAUUGAGGAAGGCACCGGUGGGUUUUGUGGAACAGAAGGGCUGGGUGUGCUGAUCAGAACCAGGUUGGGGGCAGCGUGGCCACAGAAAGUCCAUGUUGGGGCAUGUGCAGAGUGCCUAUUCAACACAACAGCAGGUUGUGCUGACCAGUGGCUGAACAUUCACUUUCCAUUCAGAAGGACCAGGUUCAGCAGCCAGCCUCGGACAGCUUUUUUCCAAUCAUUGAGGGCUGGUUAGAGAAUCCUUUCUGGAAGUCUGGAGAGCCUCUUCCAGUCAGUGUAGAGUCUGACUCAGCGCAAGGCAGCUUGCGUGGCAAGUCCCGCCUCCCCCCUUGGAAAAUAAAGACACAGGACACAGAAAAGGCCACAACUUUAUUGAUUGCAGGAAAUGAGCAGUAUUGGCUCAGGCAUUGGUCCUAUCGACUAACCGGCUUCAGCCUGAUUGCAUGAAGGCCGGCAAGGGUUAAUCGCCAUUAGGGGGAGUCCUGCUGAUGUACAUCAACUAGGAGCUCCCCCGGGGUCACCGCUCGGGGGCAUGCUUUAGGCCCACACCUCCAUAGGCUUCGGACAGGGCAACACCCCCCGGAAUCCUUUACCGGACUACCCUUCGCUUUGGGGGAAGGUGAUGGCGCUUCCUUCCCCCCUCUCCUUUGCAUAACAAUACCCCUACCAAUGCCUAACCGCCAAUGCCAAGAAAGUUGUGGCGAUUUGCUACGAGGUAGGCGAAAAACCAAAUGGCUGGUGCCAAUUUGCCAAGUGGAAAAAAUUCCUAUCAGGCCCCUUGAUGGUGACCAACCGAAGUCCAUAGCAAUGUCAGAGAGCCAAACCUAAGGGUGGGUGCGGUGGGAAACCGGAGCAGCUGGAACGAAGAAGAGAGGGAAAUCCUCGGCCGCGCCAGCCCUAAAUAGCCCGGGCCACGCCUCCCUGGCCAGCCGAUUGGCUGGACAGGGAGAUGAUGCGCCCGAGGAUUCCCUCAUUCUCACGGGGCCUGUGAGUCAGCCCCUGCAUGCGUGGGGAGGGCGUGGGCCUGUAACCCCACCUCCUCUCCAGCUCGGAAGUGGCUUUCCUACAUUCCUGUUUAAAUAGAGGGCCAUAGCUCAGGGUUAGAGCAUUCGCCUCGCAUGCGAAAAGAUCGCCAGCUCAACAUCUCCAGGCAGAGCUGGGAAAUGUCCCUGUCCAGAAGCACUGCUACCAGCCAGUGUUGACAAAACUGGGCUUGAUGGACCGUGAAUCUGACUUAUUGUAUUUUUUUAUUUUUCGAAACAGAAAUUUAUCUAUUUGAUUUUCCAUAUUAAAAUUUACAUUCACACCACAACCGAUUAUAUAAAAAGCAAGAUUCCCAAGAAUCUCCUGGACUUCCCUCCUCCCCUUUGUGGAUCUCAUUGUUAAACUUUUCCUACUGCAUCUUUUAUAACAGUCCAGAUUUUUAUAUCUCCAUUAUAUCCAUUGUUGUCAUUACAUUACAAGUGUUAUUGCAAUCCCGCUAAUGGUUUUAGCUGUUUGCAAUGGUUUUUAAGAUAAAUUAUAAAUUUUCCCCAUUCCUUAUUAAAAUUUUGGACUUCCUGAUUUCUGAUUUUUCCAUUUCAGCCUAGUCCAUCAACUUGAUCUGCCAUUCUCUUGCGUGGCAAGUCCCCCCCCCCCAAGUGGAAAUAAAGACAUAUGACACAAAUAUUAAGGUUAAUGGGCUAAAUAAGGCCACAACUUUAUUGGUUACAGGUGAUGAGUGGUAUUGGCUUAGGCAUUGGUCCUAACCAACUAUAUCCGACUUCAGCCCGUCCGCUUAAAGGCCGGGAAGGGUUAACCACCAGUAGGGGGAGUCCUGCUGAUGCACAUCAACUAGGAACUCCCCCGGGGUCACCACUCGGGGGCGUGCCUUAGGCCCUCGCCUCCAUAGGCUUCGGUCAGGGCCACGCCCCCCAGAAUCCUUUAUCGGACUACCCUUCAAUAUGCGGGGCAGGUGAUGGCGCUUCCUCCCCUCUUCCAUCUACAGAACAAUACCAAUGCCUAACCGCCAAUACCAAGAAAGUUGUGGUUUGCUAUGAGGUAGGCGAAAACCAAGUGGCUGGUGCCAAAUUGCCAAGUGGAAAAAUUCCUACCAGGCCCCACAACGGUGACUAACCGAAGCCCAUAGCAAGGUCAAGGAACGAAAACCUUAUAGGGCGGGAGGGUGGGAAAAACUAGAACAGCUGGCAGGCGGCAAAGAGGGAGAUCCUCAGCCGCGUCCUGCCUUAAAUAGGGCAGGCCAUGCCCCCAGAGCCUGCCGAUUGGCUGGCCAGGGGAUGACACUGCCGGGAAUCCCCCAAUUGCACGAGGCUAGGCCCGCAACUCCACCUCCUUCGAAGGGCGGAAGUGGCUUUCUGGUAAGGAUUUUGUCUUCUUUCCAUCUCUGGGCAAAUAGCAUCCACACAGCUGUCAUGACAUACAUAAACAGUCUUUUCUGUUCCCUUGGAAUCUCAGCACCUAAAAGAAAAGCUUCUGGCUUUUUUGUAAAUGAAUCUGGCUUAUUGUAAGGCACCUCCCCACCUCUCCCACUAAAUUUGUUGUUUCAUUUUUCGCAGGGGUGGAACUGACCGGAAAUGCUUUCUCCACAAUUACUGCAACUCUCAGCACAGUUACCUUUGAAAAGGUGGACACUUACUACAAGCCUGGUAUCCCACUUUUUGGGCAGGUAUUAUUAUUAUUAUUAUUAUUAUUAUUAUUAUUAUUAAUCAAUAAAUUAAAUUGGUAUACUACCCUAUACCCAUAGAUCUCAGGAUGGUUCACAAGAUAAAAUAGCAAUAUAAAAACCAUAAAAUGCAUAAUAAAACUAAAGACAACCCAAUAAUCCCCCUGUACAAUGGAAUUUAAUGGAAAAUGCAACUUAAGCUAUUCUGAAAUAAGACACUGCAGUGCUCUCAAUUUAUUUGCCAAUGUAGUUCCCUGUCUGAAAUAAAAGUCUUUGCUGUGUAUUGGCUUCUGCCCACCCAGGCGAAGCUCGUGGACGGUGCCAGUGUUCCGAUGGCCAACAAAACCGUUGAGAUCCGUGUUGAUCAAUCAGGACACAGAAUCAACUACACAACUGACCACCAGGGGAUUUUCCAGUUUUCCGUCAACACGACCAGCCUCACGGAUAGUUCUAUCAGGAUCCAGGUAAGUGUUCCUGGGGACUGGAGGGGAAACAAGGGAGAGCUUUCACAUUAACCAAGCCUGAUGAGGAACAACUGAGGGAGUCUGGCAUGUUUAGCCUGGAGAAGAGGAGACCAAGUGGAGAUGAAAUAGCCAUCUUCAGAUAUCUGAAGGACCAUCGGCACAUGGAAGAUGGAGCCAGUUUGUUUGCUGCUGCUGCUCCAGAGGGUAGUUAGAAAGGAGAUUCUGGCUAAACAUUAGGAAGAAGGAUAAGAGCUGUUUGGCAGUGGAAGAGAGGACCCUGGAAUGUGGUGGACUUCCCUUCCUUGGAGGUUUUUAAGCAGAGAUCGGAUGGUCACCUCUGCUGAUCUCUUUAGAAUCUUCGGGCAUGAUUUAUCUUUUAAUCUGCUUCUUUGUUGAUUUUAAUUGUUUUCUUCCAAUGUUUUUAAAUAGGUGGUUUUGAUUUUAUUUUAUUUUUACUGUUGAUUUCAUUAUUUUAUUCUUUUGCUAAACUGUUUUGAGUGUGGGUUUUGUUUUGUUUUUUUACAGUCAAGCGGUAUGUGAAUUGUAUGAAAUAAAGAAAAUUAUUACUGUCGUACCUCGGUUGUCGAAUGGAAUCCGUUCCGGAAAUCCAUCCGACUUCCGAAAACAUUUGACAACCAAGAUGCGGCUUCUGAUUGGCUGCAGGAGCUUCCUGCAGCCAAUUGGAAGCCACAUUGGACAUUUGGCUUCCAAAGAACGUUCACAACCCGGAACACUCGCUUCCGGGUUUGCGGUGUUCAGGAGCCAAAACAUUCGACUCACAAGACGUUUGGGAUCCAACUACGACUGUAUUGCAUUUUGUUGUACGCUAACGUCAUUGAGGCAUCCGUGCCUUUCCACUCCCCUCUUUUUGUUUUUGUUUUUAAACCAGGCAAUUUAUAAUUCAGGCUUGGUGUGCCAUGAAUGGGGCUGGCUCAGUCCCCAUCACCAGAGCGCCUCUCAUUCAGCCUCGCGCUUUUAUUCACCAAGCGAAAGCUACCUCCACAUUGAGCCCGUUCCUGGGACUUUAAGCUGCGGUCAUACUCAGCCAGUCCGAGUUCAUUACAGCCUGAAGCCUGGGCUGGUGGAAGAUAAGAAGAUUCACUUUCACUACCUGGUAAGCCCAGAUGGAGAGAUCUUUGUUUCAGUGCCUUGGGCUAGAACAGUGAAGGACCACCCAGGGGGCUGACUCUUAGGUCGUACAGCAGGGAAGGACCUCUGCCAUUGACCAGUGCCAUCGCUGUGUGUUGGUUGCUGCACGUGCAAAUAGGUCAGAGAGGAAGCUGGGCAUUGGUCUGAUAACUGUUGAUAAGACGGGGCUAGGUGGCUUGGAGCUGAAACGAUCGAUAUUAUAGCAGCCAUAUUUGCCAUAUACAUAUGAAGUCCCUGACAUUGUCAGGUGGGGCACUAUGGGCAACUUCUGAGAUUUGGUUCGCCUCUGCCAGGGGCUGAACCUAAGGGUGGCAGAGACUAGGGCUGCCAUACUUCCAAAAUUUCCCAGACCCAGCUGGGAUUUAGGCCCCGUAAACAGUGUCUGGGUGGGAAAUUGCUGAAAUGUCUGGGAAAAUCCAGACGCAUAGCAACUCAUGUCGGAAGUAUAGAUUUUGGCAAAUUUCGUUAAAAAUAGCUCAAAACUAAUUUUUGGCCAAAAAAGCUCGACGACAUGCCUGGAUUUUCACUUUUUGAACUAUGUCCUGGUAAAGCCCUUGCCAAGAGAGGUUCUGCUUUCUUUCAGACAUCCUUUAAAAAAAUGCAUUGUUCAAGCAAGCCCUUAGAACGUGAGGUGUUUCUUCUUCUACCAGUUAGCUUCUGUCAAAGCUUUUACAGUUCUUAUCCUACUACUACUGUGUUCCUUGUGCUGUACCUCACCUUACUAUAUUGCCUAUGGAAAAUACAUAUUCCCAGAGUGUUUUUAGCAAUCAAGCCCUCUUCCCAGAGAACUCUGAGGAUUGUAUCUCUGUGACGAGAAUGGGGCUUUAUCUUAAUAGCUUGCAGCAUGUGUAGAACCACGAGUUUUGUUAGGGGGGCAGGCCUUUCUUUGGGGGGCGGCAGAACCUCAGCUAGUUGUUUUAUAUUGACUUUUAUUGAUUUUUUUGGGGGGCAGUUGCCCCUCCCUGGCCCGCCAUUGGCUAUGCUCAUGGAUUUCAGCACCCUUAACAAACCAGUUUCCAGAAUUCUUCAGGGGAAGCCACGGCUGUUUAAAGUGGUAUGAAAACUGCUUUAAAGGUAAAGUGCAGAUGGGGUCUCUUGUAAAACACAACAGAGAGAUCCUGGAGAAGGGCAUGCUCCUAGUGGGGCCUGCUCUAGUUAUCUCUCGCUUGGACUACUGCAAUGUGCUCUAUGUGGGGCUACCUUUGAAGGUGACCCAGAAUUACAACGAAGCCAGAAUGCAGCAGCUAGACUGGUGACUGGGAGCGGCUGCCGAGACCAUAUAACACCGGUCCUGAAAGACCUACAUUGGCUCCCAGUACAUUUCCAAGCACAAUUCAAAGUGUUGGUGUUGACCUUGAAAGCCCUAAAUGGCCUUGGCCCAGUAUACCUGAAGGAGCGUGUCCACCUCCAUCGUCCAGCCCGGACACUGAGGUCCACCUCCAAGGGCCUUCCACUAGACAGAGGGCCUUCUCGGUAGUGGCGCCCGCCCUGUGGAAUGCCCUCCCAUCAGAUGUCAAGGAAAUAAAACAAGUAUCUGACUUCUAGAAGACAUCUGAAGGCAGCCCUGUUUAGGGAAGUUUUUAAUGUUUGAUGUUUUGUCGUGUUUUUAAUAUUCUGUUGGGAGCCACCCAGAGUGGCUGGGGAGACCCGGCCAAAUGGGCAGGGUAUAAGUCAUCAUAAAUUAUUAUUUGCGUGGCGAGUUCCCGACCCCUCCCCAGUGGAUAUAAAGACACAUAGCACAAUUACAGUGGUGCCUCGCAAGACGAAAAGAAUCCGUUCCGCGAGUCUCUUCGUCUUGCGGGUUUUUUCGUCUUGCGAAGCAAGCCCAUUAGAGGUUUAGCGGCUUAGCGCUACAGUAUUAGCGGCUUAGCCGGCUAAAGAUCAGCUGAUAAGCGGCUUAGCAUCAGCUGUUAAGCGGCUAAAGAUCAGCUGAUAAGCGGCUUAGCCAUCAGCUGAUAAGCGGUUUAGCGGCUUGGGAAAAGGGGGAAGGAAAAAACCCCGCAGGAACUCGCAAGACAUUUUCGUCUUGCGAAGCAAGCACAUAGGAAAUUCGUUUUGCGAAGCACCUCCAAAACGGAAAACCCUUUCGUCUAGCGGGUUUUCCGUCUUGCGAGGCAUUCGUCUUGCGGGGCACCACUGUAUUAAGGUUAAUGUGCUAAAUAAGGCCACAACUUUAUUUGUUACAGCAGGAACAGCUGGCAGGCGGGGAAAGAGGGAGAUCCCUGGCCGGCCGCGUCCCCAGAGCCAGCCGAUUGGCUGGCCAGAGUGUGAUGCAGCCGGGAAUCCCCCCAAUCGUGCGGGGCUGUGAAGCCCGCGACCCCACCUCCUUUGUAGGGCGGAAGUGGCUCCUUCUUCUUCUUCUUCUUCUUCUUCUUCUUCUUCUUCUUCUUCUUCUUCAUUGCAGUUAAUCCUGUUAAUCAAGGGAGGCUGGUCCAUUAGAGCAAAAAGGGCACAAGCCCACCAACCUCAGCCAGACCCCAUCUACCUACUUUCUUCCUUAGAACCAGUCCAGGGCUUGUCACUGCUUGUCGCCUUCCUUCUACUUAGUUUAAGUGUUGCCCUUAGUCACAGCAUGGCUAAGUACAGGACAGAUUUAUAACCAGCAGGUUCCAUCUGCCAUUGCCUCUGUCGCCCCCUACUGUUGGGCUCCCCACGUUCCACCCUGCCAGUUGCAAGGGCCACCAGCCACCAUUGCCGUUGGUGCAGGAGUCGCUAACGUAUCAGUGCCGCUAGACAUUCGCCUCUUCCGCCCUCAUCAGGGGUCUUCCUCUUUCCUUGCAGGUGAUGGCUAAAGGGGGCAUCGUACAUUCGGGGAUCCAUGUUCAGCCUGUGGAACAUAGGGAAGGUAAAUGCCACCUCCUUUCCAUUUCUCUACUUGAAUGCCAACCUGGUGGGAGUCAGCCACAUGUCCCACCUGGAAUGGUUUUGCUUCUUCUUCUUCUGUCUGUUUUUAAAAAUGCGCAUUGUGUUGUUGUAACCCCCACACCCCUCUCGGGCCUCAUGAGGGAGGCCAGGUAAGAAAUCUUACAAAUCAAUAAAUGGUGAAGAUUUGACGUUUUCUCACCCCCGCAAACAGUUUUUAUCUGGGCUUCCACUGAAAUGAGGCUGCAUUUUAAGUUGUACUUUAAUCCUGUUUUUAAGUUGUAUUUUAAUCAAUUGUUUUUAUACCUGAUGUUAGCCGCCCUGAGCCCGGUCUUGGCUGGGGAGGGCGUGGUUUCUUACCCCCAUCACCAGAAGUUUAAAGGUUUUAAUUUAUUCCACGGAACCAACUUAGCAUCAAUAUUACACUCGAAUAUUACUGCCAUUUGUUUGUUUUGCCAUAUAUGCAUUAUUGUACUAAUACUGGUUAUUGCUGUUUAAUCUGGCAUGCAAGACAGUAAAGGUAAAGGUAAAGGGACCCCUGACCAUUAGGUCCAGUCAUGACCGACUCUGAGGUUGCGGCGCUUAUCUUGCUUUAUUGGCCGAGGGAGCUGGCGUACAGCUUCUGGGUCAUUUGGCCAGCAUGACAAAGCCGCUUCUGGCGAACCAGAGCAGCACACGGAAAUGCCAUUUACCUUCCUGCUGGAGCGGUACCUGUUUAUCUACUUGCACUUUGACGUGCUUUCGAACUGCUAGGUUGGCAGGAGCAGGGACCGAACAAUGGGAGCUCACCCCGUCAUGGGGAUUCGAACUGCCGACCUUCUGAUCGGCAAGUCCUAGGCUCUGUGGUUUAACCCACAGCGCCACCCGCGUCCCUUUAUGCAAGACAGUAGUCAUAGGUAAUGAAGUAUUUUGCAUAUUGAAGUGCAAGGGGAGGUUAUUGGGUUGUUUUUAUUUUGAUUAUGUAUUUUGUGGUUUUAUAUUCUUAUUUUAUACUGUGAACCGCCCUGAGACCUGCAGGUAUAGGGUAGUAUAUAAAUUUAAUUAAAAGAAGAAGAAGAAGAAGAAGAAGAAGAAGAAGAAGAAGAUGGGCCAGUGGUCCAUCUUGUCCAGCAUCUUAUUCUCACAGUGGCCAACCAGAGGACAGUUAUGGGAAGCCCACAAACAGGAUUUGAACUCAAGACCCCUCUCCCCUCCUGCUGCUUCCAGCUACUAGCAUUCAGGAGCAUCACUGCCUCGUUACAAGAAAAUAACAUUCUAUGCAAAUGCCCUCCAGAGUGUUGCUAGAGUUAUGAGUGCCACAUGGAACUGAGGGCUUUUGACUUCUGGUUCUCAUGCCGACUCCUUCAAUAUUUCCUCAGUUUUAUCCUCGUUGGUUGUCUUGAGAGCUGAAGCUCGGGCAAAGAGACCACAUUGGAAUUAAUUCUCAUAACCCCUCUCUCUCCUCUGCCUGCUUUUGUGAUUCUCUGCUUACCAGCCAAAGGGGUAUUUUCUCUGGACCUCCCUGUGGACGCAGACAUUGCUCCCUUGGCCCGCUUGCUUCUGUACACAGUCUUGCCCAGCGGAGAACUUGUUGCUCACUCGGCAGACUUCCCUGUUGAGAACUGCUUCAGAAACAAGGUAAGGCUGUGGGGACUCUCUGAGGCCUGUUGGUUUCUGUUUCCCUCACUGAGCAGCUGCUGCAAGUCACAGGACUAUGUUUAUCAUUCCACAGUCCAGAUACUGUUGGAUUCCCACGGGAAAGGGAGACGGGAUGUGACGUUUCCUGUUUCCUUUGUACUGUCGGUUCUUUGUUGGAGUUGCUCUCUGCUUCUCCCAGAGACAAGAUGUAUAUUUGUAUGCUCUCUGCAUAGAGUAGUAAUAAAGUUUAGCAAUGUAGCCAUACCUGCCUCAUCCUUUCCUUGCGGACUCUGGGUGUUUAUACUCUGCUGGGCUCAAGCCAUGAUGAGCCGUAUCAGCUCGGAGGCCAAUAGCUAGUUCGUUCUCCAGGACAUCACCGAAGAUGUCAUUUUGUUCACCCAAUAGAGCAUCACCUUUACUGGUUGGACCAGUAAAUAUCAGCUCAUUGGCAAUGGCAGAGGGCAACCCAAUGAAACAAAACAAAAACAAAGAGGGAUGAUUUCAUGCUGUUGUGUACAUGAACAAAUUCAACAAAGGCUUUUUUUAUGUGUCCAGGUGGAAUUGUGGUUCACUGAGCCCAAAGGACUCCCUGGCAGCCAAACUCGACUCGUUCUUGCAUCCGCCAAAGACUCCCUCUGUGGCAUCCAUGCUGUUGAUAAGAGUGUCUAUCUCUUAAAACCCGAAGCUGAGCUCUCCCCUCGGACUGUGAGUCUCGAGCUGCCUUUAAAACUGUCUUCAGGUAGAACAUUUCCAGAGCUGUUUUCUCUCCUGCUCCACCAUCACCCAUACUGCCUCUUUGGUGCCAUUCUUGCUACUAUCAUUACUAUUGAGAGCCAGUUGGUGUAGUGGUUAAGAGCGGUAGACUUGUAAUCUGGUGAACCGGGUUCGCGUCUCCGCUCCUCCACAUGCAGCUGUUGGGUGACCUUGGGCCAGUCACACUUCUUUGAAGUCUCUCAGCCCCACUGACCUCACAGAGUGUUUGUUGUGGGGGAGGAAGGGAAAGGAGAAUGUUAGCCGCUUUGAGACUCCUUAGGGUAGUGAUAAAGCGGGAUAUCAAAUCCAAACUCUUCUUCUUCUUAUAAUAAUAAUUAUUUCAAUUCAUUACUCAUCCUUCUUCUUAAGGUCCCAGGGAGGGCUACAACAAUUUAAACACAUAUUUGAUAUUAAAACAAUAUACAGUGGUGCCUCGGUUUUUUGAACGUCUCCGCUGACAAACGUUUUGGAACUCAAAAGCUGUAAACCCAGAAGUAAAUGCUUCCGUUUUCGAACGCACCUCAGAAGUCGAACUUCUGAGGUGGCUUCCUGUUUGAGUUUUCCAUACGUUUUGAGGCUUCCAUAUUUCAAACAUUUCGGAAGUCGAACGGUCUUCUCGAACAGAUUACGUUCAAAAACCAAGGCGCCACCGUAUUGCACAAUAUUUUUAAAAGGUUAAAACAACUUAAAAUUACAAAAGAAAAUAAGGUAGCAGAGGCAGAAACAUCUGGAAAGCCAAACAAACUUUGGAGAAACAAGCAAUGGUUGGUUUGGUCAAAUGUGGAACAGCCUGUGGUUAACUUGUGGUUUGUUAAACACACCAUGGCAUCAGUUCAAACCAGGCCAAUAUAAGUCAGGCAGUUUGAACACCCUAAGGUGCUCUUGUACAUACCUUACCUGGGAGUAAGUCCCAAUGAACUUAGUGUGACUGAAAUCUGAAUAGACGUGUCCAAGAUUGCACUGUAGGUUCCAUAUAAAAAGGCUAAGCAUUAUUCUGAUUAUAAGAUGAGCUGAGGAUGAGGGAUGAGUAGAACCGAAGAGCAUUUCCACUUUUGAAAAUGUGUGGGAGAACAUGGAGCAGACCUAUUUCCCUGUGCCAAAAGUCAGCAAUAGAUGGUGGCACCUGGAAUCAAUUUGGCAAUAGUGUAGAAUUAUGUAUCUACACAAUUUGGCAAUUAGUGUAGAAUUUUCCCCUCCCCUCCCUAGAUAGGACAAGUGCUGGGUAUAAAGGACUGGGGGAUGACCACCAGUAUCAGAAGUAUCGAAGCAUUUUGGGUCGUGCUGAAUUGUGACUACUUCAUUUUCAGAUUUAUGACUUGCUUCCUGUGAAGAACCUCAAAGGCUAUCCACAUGAUAACCCUCAUUUGAACGAAAUGACCACUCGUCCCUGUGUGACAAGGAAAGCAAUUAUUGUGGAUGGCAUCCGCUACAACCCUGAUUCUUAUACUUACGGUGAAGGGGACGCCUAUGAAAUUCUCAAGGUGAGCACUAAAGGUCACUGAAAUACAGUGGUACCUCGGUUUCUGAUCGUCUCCGUUGACAAACGUUUCGGAAUUUGAACGCCGAAACAUCACCUUGCCGACAAAAGUCCGUAUAGUUAAAGCUAUAGUUUUCCAAGCAGUGAUGUAUGGAAGUGAGAGCUGAACCAUAAAGAAGGCUGAUCGCCAAAGAAUGGAUGCUUUUGAAUUAUGGUGCUGGAGGAGACUCUUGAGAGUCCCAUGGACUGCAAGAAGAUCAAACCUCUCCAUUCUUAAGGAAAUCAGCCCUGAGUGCUCACUGGAAGGACAGAUCGUGAAGCUGAGGCUCCAAUACUUUGGCCACCUCAUGAGAAGAGAAGACUCCCUGGAAAAGACCCUGAUGUUGGGAAAGAUGGAGGGCACAAGGAGAAGGGGACGACAGAGGACAAGAUGGUUGGACAGUGAUGUCGAAGCUACCAGCAUGAGUCUGACCAAACUGCGGGAGACUGUGGAAGACAGGAGUGCCUGGUGUGCUCUGGUCCAUGGGGUCACGAAGAGUCGGACACGACUAAACAACAACAACAAUGUAUUGCCACUUCUGGGGUUGGGUUUUUUUCUAUUCAAAACAUUUCAAUGACUGUGGCAAAGCACUGGACUUUCUAGCUAGCUAGAAAGAGAGAAGGAGUGAGUCAGAAUUCCACCUCACUACCAUGCCUCUGAGGGACGUGGGUGGCGCUGUGGGUUGAACCACAGAGCCUAGGGCUUGCUGAUCAGAAGGUUGGCGGUUCGAAUCCCCGCAAUGGGGUGAGCUCCUGUUGCUCGGUCCCUGCUCCUGCCUACCUAGCAGUUCAAAAGCACGUCAAAGUGCAAGUAGAUAAAUAGGUACCGCUCUGGUGGAAAGGUAAGCAGUGUUUCCGUGCGCAGCUCUGGUUCACCAGAAUCGGAUUAGUCAUGCUGGCCACAUGACCCGGAAGCUGUACGCCGGCUCCCUCGGCCAGUAAAGCGAAAUGAGCGCCGCAACCCCAGAGUCGGCCACGACUGGAGCUAAUGAUCAGGGGUUCCUUUACCUUUUCACCAUGACUCCACAUAUAUCAAACCUUUUGAUGUACAAAAUCCCCACCCCCACCCCUUCUAUGCGCUAUAAAAUGUUUCAUAAUGGCUCCUUGGCUUUUUUUACAGGACUUUGGCUUGAAAGUUUUCACGAGCACCAAGAUACACAAGCCUCAGAUAUGCCAAGCCCAAAGACAAAGUAAGAACUGGCACUGGGAUGAGGGGGCCGAACUGCAGUGAUGAUGAAAAUACGCUGGUCUUGCUAUGUAAAGCCCUGCGCAGCUUGAGACCAGGAUCUCUGAACGAUCACCUUGCCGUUUCUAUCACUGUUUUCCAGAUUUAAAGUUUCCGUUGUAUAUAUUUUAACUGUAGCUUGUUAAGGGUGCUGAGAGGUGGCCCCUAUUCCCCACCCAGACGUACAGUUCACAGGGAGGGGGAUGUAACAGUAAACCCCUCUUCACAGGGAACACUGGGAAGCUCUGCGAGGGGAAUAAGGAUGUCCUAACAAGUCUCAGAAUGCUUAACAAACUACACUUCCCAGGAGGCUGUGGGGUGGGGGUGGAGGCACCAUGGCUGUUUAAAGUGCUUUACGCAUAAACUAACAUGUUUUCAUAACCUUCCGGGACCUUAGGGUGAAGGGUAGGCAAUAAAUUAAAUCAAAAUAGCAACAUUCAUUACAAUCAUUAAGCAGUAUGAAUUAUAAAUUAAAUAAUUGAUAGUUAUCAGUAGUGGUACACUGGUACCUCGGUUUUCCAAUGUAAUCCAUUCCGGAAGACCGUUCAGCUUCUGAAACGUUCGAAAACUGAGACGCAAAGGGCAUUCUGCAAUUUCAAUUGAGAAAAUUGAGGAAAAAGCACUCAACGGAAUCCGUUCGACUUCCGAGGCACGUUCAAAAAUGGAAGCGUUUGCCUCUUGGUUCUCGGCGUUCAGCUUCCGAGAUGCUCGAAAAUCAAGGUACCAUUGUACUGAUCGUUUUGUUAGUUAAAAUUAUUUCUUAAUUUUUAUUUUAACACUGGGGGGUAGGCGCUAAGUAGUGGCACAGAAUGGCCAACAUGACUGAGUAGGGAGAAUGCCUCCGGUGCUUUUUAGCGGCGAUAAGCGUGCGCAAGUCACUGCGCAGUUCAGAAGUCGGAAGAGAGCUUGAGUGGAUAGCUGUGGGCAAUUUCCCCCUGAAAGUCUGGCAAUGUGUUUUGACACCAAUUAAUAAUGUAAAUAAUAUCCUCUCCUCUUAGGUUCCUUUGAACCUCAAGCUGGCUAUGAAUCAAGAUAUGGCCAGCCGGUGGCGUAUCUUAGUGGUGUUGGUGGUGGUGUCUUCCUCGAUUCCCCUGAAGCUACGAAGCCUGCCAGGAGUUUCUUCCCUGAGACGUGGCUGUGGCAACUGGUCGUAUUGGAGUAAGUGGUAUUAAGUAGUGGGUUGACAAAGCAGACGACACAGAGAUUUCUCCAAGUGGUUCUUUAUAGUAAGCUGGAACUGAACUGAACAGCAAACAGCUCAGCCGGCCUGCUUUUAUAGGCAGCUGGCUGUCAACAUUCUAACAAACACCCCAGGGUUUCCCGCCUAAAUUAACUGACGUGGACCUGAGUGAAAACUAUAUACACACCCUUCCCACCGAGAUAAGGCAUUAGUUACAAUCAUAGUGGUUCCGUUAUAUACAGCAAUACCCUUAUUGGUUUCAGUAAGGCACAUAAGCAUAUUAAUUGACCCUAUUCACCAUACAGUUUUACAUAUGCAGUUUGUCUGGUGAACAUAGUCUUUUAAAUAAGCUGGGCUCUUGGAAACCCUGCCGGACCGCCGAGGGCCAGUACCAGAGCCCGAUUCUGGCUGCAACUGUGGUGCGACCAAAUGUGGCGUUGAGCCCGAGUUCCCGGGCUCUGCUGCUGUUGAAGGAACCGCCGCGAGCGGACUCGGGGGACGGUCAGGCACGGCGGUGGUCUGAGUCUCUGGAGAGCCAGGCAGACCCACUGAAACGGCUCGGCUCGGCUCCAUGCCCUCAGUUUGUGAGGAAGAUGUAGGUGGAGCCUCGCCUUCCAUUAGCAACUGCUCUUUGAGCCUUGGGGAGAGAUGGGGACAAAUGAUGUGGCAGAGGGCAUAGGAAAAAGGUUUUCAGGCCCUAUACCCGCAGGUCUCAGGGAGGUUCACAGCAUAAAAAUCAAAAUACAGAAACCCCCUCCCCAACACCUUUUAAAAGGGCAUUGGAUGUCAAUCAGCUAUUAGACUAGCUCUUUAGCUACUAAGACACCAUCAGAUGUCAAUCAGCCAAAGAGGAAUGCCACCUUAGGGCAUGCCUAUUUUCACAGCAGGGUCAUACCGCCCAACCUACUCGGGCUCGCGCCUCCUUCCCCAAGCCCGGGAAGCGUUUGCCCAGCUUAGGGGAGGAGGGGCGAUGCUCUGACGGGGUCUGAGAGCCUCCUUCCCAAAGAAAAGGUGGUGGAACUGUGUUCCGGCGAAUUCCACCAGAAAAACCCCCCACUUCAUAUAGGUUCUCCAUCAAAGCAUAUACAGAGGUACCUCUGGAUGCGGACGGGAUCCGUUCCGGAGCCCCGUUCGCAUCCUGAGCAGAACACAACCCGUGUCUGUGGGUCGUGAUUCGCCACUUCUGCGCAUGUGCGUGACGUCAUUUUGAGCAUCUGCACAUGCGUGAGUGGCGAAACCCGGAAGUAACCCGUUCCAUUACUUCCGGGUCGCCGCGGAACGCAACCUGAAAAUGCUCAACCUGAAGCUACUUUAACCCGAGGUAUGACUGUUCUAUAAUUCCCACUACAUUAGUCUGACACGGUACCCCCAACAGCACCCUGGCUCUCUUGCAGCGGUAAACCCCUCCAGGGAGGCUACUUGAGUUCUCCCACCCACCCCAACCGCUUGUUGAAAGGUGCUGUUGUGAUCCACACUAACUCCCCCCUCUCUUUUGUUCACCGGUGUCCUUCAGCGGCGAUUACUCAGGUACAGGGGACCUCUUUGGCCACUCAGAGAAAGAGGGUGGCAUCGUUCCAGGAGAAGUGAUUAUGCCUGUGACCAUACCGGACACCAUCACGGAGUGGCAAGUGGGAGCUUUCUGCUUGUCAUCAGACCACGGCAUUGGCAUUGCCCCGGUCGCCACCGUCAACGCCUUCCAGUUGUUCUUCACUGAGGUCACCUUGCCCUACUCUGUGGUGAGGGGGGAAGCAUUCAUGAUGAAGGCCACUGCCUUCUCCUACCAGAAAAACAUGAUGAAGGUGAGGAAUCCCCAAACUUGUCUCCCGAUUUCGGGGACCAUCUUUCCUCUAUGCUUGUGGGCAUAGAGUAUAUAAUAAUAAUUGUGGUUGUUGUAAUCUGGAGGGUUUUUUGUAAAAAAUAUACAUGUAUAAUAAUAAUAAUAAUAAUAAUAAUAAUAAUAAUAAUAAUUUAUGUAUACCCCACCCAUCUGGCUGGGCUUCCCCAGCCACUCUGGGCGGCUUCCAACAAAAUAUUAAAAUACAGUAGUCUGUUAAACAUUAAAAGCUUCCCUAAACAGGGCUGCCUUCAGAUGUCUUCUAAAAGUCUGGUAGUUGUUGUUCUCUUUGACAUCUGGUGGGAGGGCGUUCCACAGGGCAGGUGCCACCACUGAGAAGGCCCUCUGCCUGGUUCCCUGUAGCUUUGCUUCUCACAGUGAGGGAACCGCCAGAAGGCCCUUGGCACUGGACCUCAGUGUCCAGGCAGAAUGAUGGGGGUGGAGACGCUCCUUUACAAACAAUCAACAAGCAAACUAAUAAAACAAUUUCCAUAAGUUCCCUUGGACUCCCCUCUCCCCUUUGUGGGUCCUUAUGUUAACUUUUUCUCUUGCAUCUUCCCUGUUAAUCCAAUUCUAUUAAAUCUCUGAUAAAACCACAGUCCAACAUUUGAGUGCAAGCGUUAUUCCAGUCCCGCUAAUAAUUUUGAUUGUUUACAAUGAUUUUUUUAGGUAAAUUACGUAUUUCCCCAUUCCUUUUUGAAAUUUUUGUCUUCCUGAUUCCUAAUUCUUCCAGUCAAUUUUGCCCUUUCUGCAUAGUCCAUCAGUUUAAUCUGCCAUUCUUCUCUAGUAGGUACUGCGCCUUCUUUGGGCUAAAAGUGUCCAGACAGCAGUAGUCCUAGGCAUGAAAAGUCUCUUCCAGUCACUUGGAAUAUCGGCACCUGCAAUUCCUAAAAGAAAAGCUUCUGUGUUUUUUUUUAGAAAAUGUUAUUUCAAACAUUUUUUAAAAAAAUCCAUUGUAUAUCAUCUCCCAAAAUUCUUUUACUACUUUACAAGUCCACCACAUAUGAUAGAAGGUGUCUUCUUUUUCCUUACAUUUCCAGCAUAUAUUUUUGUUAAUUUAUUAGGAAUUAAAUACUAUCAAGACAUCAUUUUCAUAUAACUUUAUUUCAAAGAAUAGCAUGCUGUAUACUUUAAAUCCCAAUUCCAUAACCUAUCCCAUGCUGCUAAUUGUAUAGGUAAAGGUAAAGGGACCCCUGACCAUUAGGUCCAGUCGUGGACGACUCUGGGGUUGCGCACUUAUCUCACUUUAUAGGCCGAGGGAGACGGUGUUUGUCUGUAGACAGCUUCUGGGUCAUGUGGCCAGCAUGACUAAUCCGAUUCUGGCGAACCAGAGCAGCGCAUGGAAACACCGUUUACCUUCCUGCCAGAGUGGUACCUAUUUAUCUACUUGCACUUUGACGUGCUUUUGAACUGCUAGGUUGGCAGGAGCAGGGACCGAGCAACGGGAGCUCACCCCAUCGCAGGGAUUCGAACAGCCGACCUUCUGAUCGGCAAGCCCCAGGCUCUGUGGUUUAGACCACAGUGCCACCCGCGUCCCUAAUUGUAUAUUAUAUCCAAAAUGCCUCACCCAUCACUGAUUUGACCUGUUCGCCUUUCGUAUGCCAUUCUAAUAAUAAUUUAUACAUUUUUGAAAAUAAUUUAGUCUUAUUUUCUGUCAGCUCCUUUUUAAAUUUAGAGGUUUCACUAAAGAAACCUUUCUUUUUGUCCAUCUUAAAUAUAUCAUUAAGUUGAUGGUAUUGUAAGCAAUCAGUUAGUAAUCCUCUUAUAUCUUCAAACCUCUUUAGUUUCAACUCAUGAUCUGCUUCCAUUAAUAGUUCUUUGAAAGAUGCCCAGUCAUUUCUCACGUUUAUUUUUCACCCAGAGAUAUCAUCUCCAGUGGGGAAAGCCACCGUGGUGUUUUUUGUUCUAAUAUUCCCUCCCCCCCAUACUUCAUAAACCACUUUCCUUACUACAUGGUUUAGGAAAGCUCUAUGUACUUUAACCUUCUCGUACCACAGAUACGCAUGCCAGCCAAAUCUGUUAUCUUGGGCUAGUCUGGUGUGAGAGAGUGAGAGAAUUUGUUAAGAGGAGUCAGUCAAACAGUUGAGAUAAUCAGUCAGAAGGUAUUAGGAAGGUAUAGGCCAGUAAAGAAACAAAAGUUAAGAUACUGACAGGAAUAUUAUCUGAGAAACCAUAAACUUGUUAAUGUUUGUAAAAUAAACUUGUUUUUUGGUUCACUUUUAACAACUGACUAGACUCAGUGUUUUACCAGAGAGUAACUGGUUGGUGGCAGCGGGGAAGCGAGCACAGUGGUGGCACAGGGAUCAAUAGACCGUUAAACGUCCGGGGACCCUUUGUGAUCACUACAAUGACCUUCAAGAUCUAAAACACAGAGGUGUGUCUGCCUCCUUCAUUGUACAGCUUUUGAAGUACAGCGAAGAUGCAGCCCUUUCCCCAGGCUUCUGGGCAGCUUUUAGGACCCACCUUGUUUUUAUGGCUCUAAGUGGUUUCAAAUUGUUUUCUAAUAUCAUUUUUAAUGCUGUAAUCCACUCUGAGACCUUAUGGGUCAUCUGACACCUCUCAUGGCUUUCCGAGUGUCAACUUGAUCUCUUCCUGCUCCUCCUUUGAAUUCUGUUUGUGGUGUUCUGCUUCCUUCCCACCGUAACUUCUUUCCGUCCACGGACAGGUCACGAUGUCUCUGGCUCCAUCCCCUGACUUUGAGGCCAUCCCUGUGGAGGAAGAGGCACCUUCUUGUCUGCCUGAAAAUGGGAGGAAAACCAUCUCCUGGUUGGUGACUCCCAAGUCUCUGGGUAAGCAGCAACGCUUCACAUCUUGGAUUUGGUGGACGGGGUGAUGGGGUGGUGGUGGUGAGGGUGAGGGUGAGAGGAAGAGGAGCAAGCCUGUCCCAUCCUCAUGUGGUAGGAAGACCAUCUUCCUUCACCUUGGAUCAGGGAUAUAGGUGGAUGGAGGGGACAUUAUGCCUAAAGCAGAGUACAGUGGUACCUCGGGUUAAGAACUUAAUUCAUUCCAGAGGUCCAUUCUUAAUGGUUCUUAACACUGAGGUCCAGUGCCGAGGGCCUUCUGGCGGUUCCCUCGCUGCGAGAAGUGAGGUUACAGGGAACCAGGCAGAGAGCCUUCUCGGUAGUGGCACCUGCCCUGUGGAAAGCCCUCCCAGCAGAUGUCAAGGAAAUAAACAACUAUUUUACUUUUUAAAGACAACUGAAGGCGGCCUUGUUUAUGGAAGUUUUUAAUGUCUGACGCUGUAUUGUUUUUAAUAUUUGGUUGGAAGCCGCCCAGAGGAAGCCCAGCCAGAUGGGCGGGGUAUUAAUAAUAAUAAUAAUAAUAGCAACUACUACUACUACUACUACUACCAGAGGCGUGCUUUUGCUAAUGGGGCCUGCCACUGCACUGCUGGCAGCGAUUUCCAUUCUUAUCCUGGGGCAAAGUUCUUAACCUGGAGCAACCACUUCCUGGUUAGCGGAGUUUGUAACCCAAAGCAUCUGUAACCGGAGGUACCACUGUAAUAAUAAUAUUUAUUUAUACAUACAUACAUACAUACAUACCCCGCCCAUCUGGCUGGGUUUCCCCAGCCACUCUGGGCGGCUUCCAACAAAAAAUUAAAAAUACAAUAAAACAUCAAACAUUAAAAACUACCCUAAACAGGGCUGCCUUCAGAUGACUUCUAAAAGUCAGAUAGUUGUUUAUUUCCUUGACAUCUGACGGGAGGGCGUUCCACAGGGUGGGUGCCACCACUGAGAAGGCCCUCUGCCUGGUUCCCUGUAACCUCACUUCUCUCAGGGAGGGAACUGCCAGAAGGUCCUUGGAGCUGGACCUCAGUGUCUGGACUAAACGAUGGGGGUGGAGAUGCUUCUUCGGUUAUACAGGGCCGAGGCCAUUGAGGGCUUUAAAGGUCAGCACCAUCACUUGGAAUUGUGCUCGGAAACAUACUGGGAGCCAAUGUAGGUCUUUCAGGACGGGUGUUAUACGGUCUCGGUGGCAUUCCUAGUCACCAGUCUAGCUGCUGCAUUCUGGAUUAGUUAGAGUUUCCGAGCCACCUUCAAAGGUAGCCCCACAUAGAGUGCAUUGCAGUAGUCCAAGCAGGAGAUAAACAGAGCAUGCACCACUCUGGCGAGGGAAGGUAGGGUCUCAGCCUGCGUACCAGAUGGAGCUGGUAGACAGCUGCCUUGGACACAGAAUUGACCUGCGCCUCCAUGGACAGCUGUGAGUCCAAAUUGACUCCCAGGCUGCGCACCUGCUCCUUCAGGGACACAGUUGCCCCAUUCAGGAUCAGGUAGUCUUCCACACCCACCCGCCCCCUGUCCCCCCAAAACAGUACUUCUGUCUUGUCAGGAUUCAUCCUCAAUCUGUUAGCUGCCAUCCAUCCUUGUGGUAUACACCACAAGCCACACCGUGUUCUCAGGCCACUCUAGAGACACCCUGGAGGCUGCCUGGAUGGUGGUGACACAUAACAGGGUCUUUUCAGUGGUUGCUCCCCAGUUCUGGAAUGCCCUCCACAACUGGUGCUCCUGUCGUCAUUAUUAUUAACUUUCAGGAGACAUUUGAAAACAUUUGUGUUUACCCAAGCAUUUGAUGGCUGAAGCAUACUGUUGUAAGCUGCUUUAGGAUUGUAAUAAUAAUAAUAAUAAUAAUAAUAAUAAUAAUAAUUCUGCCUUUUUCCAUGACAGGGACUCAAUGAGACAUACAGAUAAAACAGAAACAGCUAAAACAUAGGAGGAAAAAAAAACAAUAAUUAUAAAACAAUUAAACAUUAAUGGAAUUAAAACAAUAUUACAUAUAUAAAAGGUAAAGGUACCCCUGACCAUUAGGCCCAGUCGUGACCGACUCUGGGGUUGCGGCGCUCAUCUCGCUUUACUGGCCGAGGGAGCCAGCAUACAGCUUCUGGGUCAUGUGGCCAGCAUGACUAAGCAGCUUCUGGCGAACCAGAGCAGCUCACGGAAACGCCGUUUACCUUCCCGCCGGAGUGGUACCUAUUUAUCUACUUGCACUUUGAUGUGCUUUCGAACUGCUAGGUUGGCAGGAGCAGGGACUGAACAACGGGAGCUCAUCCCGCCGCGGGGAUUCGAACCGCCGACCUCCUGAUCGGCAAGUCCUAGGCUCUGUGGUUUAACUCACAGCGCCACCUGCGUCCCUCAUUGCAUAUAUAAAACAUUCAUAAAACAUAUGGAUAAUAACAAUAAAAAAAACGCAACUCCAGCCCUUUCGUUUAAAACAGUGUUGGUAUCAGGAAGUCUUCAAUAGUUGCCUAGGAAUAUUUUAAGACAGCUGAUGCUAAAUAGCUCCAUAAAUGGCUUGAGGAGAAGAAAAGGCUACAGAAAGAGAGAGAGAGAGAGAGAGAGAGAGAGAGAGAGAGAGAGAAAUGGGCAGGAUGACAAGAUGGACAUUUUUGUUCUAGGGGACGUGAACUUCACAGUCAGUGCCAAGGCCCAGCCCUGUGGGAAUGCAAUAGAGGUGGCGAAUAUCCAAGAACAGCAGGACACUGUGAUCAAAUCUGUUUUAGUGGAGGUAGGAGAGUUGCUUUGAUCUUGGUGAUGGUGGGGGCUUGCAUGCAUGUAAUUGCACAUAUUUAUGCUGGGAAAACGACACCUUAAAGAUGGCAAAGUCCUGCCUCAGGAGGUUACCCUCCAUGUCUUCCAAGAGCACAUGUGGGCUGCCUCGGGAGAUGAUGGACUUUCUUUCCCUGGAGGAUUUUAAGCAGAGGCUGGAUGGCCAUCUGCCAUGGAUGCUUUAGCUGAGAUUCUGGCUUGCUGGGGGUUGGACUAGAUGGGCCUCAGAGUCCCUUCCAACUCUACAACUCUGUGAUUGUAUGAUCAUACAGCCAGUGUGGUGUAGUGGUUAAGAGCGGUAGACUCGUAAUCUGGUGAACCGGGUUUGCGUCUCCACUCCUCCACAUGCAGCUGCUGGGUGACCUUGGGCCAAUCACACUUCUCUGAAGUCUCCCAGCGCCACUCACCUCACAGAGUGUUUGUUGUGGGGGAGGAAGGGAAAGGAGAAUGUUAGCCGCUUUGGGACUCCUUCGGGUACUGAUAAAGCAGGAUAUCAAAUCGAAACUCCUCCUCCUCCUCCUCCUCCUCUUCUUCUUCUUCUUGAGCAAUGAUGGUUGCAACCUCCUUUUGAUGCUUAAGGCAGUACAGUGUUCAACUAAAGAGUUGCACAGGUGCAAUGGGAAUGUCAUUAGUGCAAUGAGAUUCUCCCUCCCCCCUCUUCUCCUCCAUCCCCAAAUCUGCUCUGGGGGGAUUUAGCAGCAGACUGGGAGAGGAGAGGGGAAGAAUAUUAUAUCGCACAAAGAGAAAUCCUUGUGCAGACGGAUCAUUGAAAAUAGCCCUUAAGUUGAACGGAUUAUACCCAACUAACUCCUAAUUAGAGAAGACCUAUUACAGUUAAUGAACACAGGUUUGGUCAUGUCCAUUAACUUCAAUGGGCCCUGGCCACAUUCAUACCAUACAUUUAAAGUGUUACGAUGCCACUUUAAACAGCUCCAAAUAAGUUGAAGAGCUGUAGUUGGUUAGGCUGAGAGGAUGCUGAGAGUUGCUAGGAGUCCCCUAUUCCCCUUGCAGAGCUACAAAUCCCAUUGUGGUUUAAUAAUCAAUUCCUCUUCUGGGAAUUGUAGCUUUGUAAGGGGGGUAGAACUCCUUGCAACUCUCAGCAGAGUCCCUAACAACCUACAAUUUCUGGUAUCCUUUGGGUGAAGCCAUGACUCUUUAAAGGUGUGUGAUCCUGCUUCAAAUGUGUGGUGCAGAUGGGGCCUGUCCCCUGUCCCCCUCACACAAUGCAUUCAUUUAUUCUUCAAGUUUAGAUCUUAUUUCCUUCUCAAGGUAGGCAUUAACUAUUUUCGUUAUCUCCUCAGAGUCUCUCGUUCUAACCUUUCCCCUUUCCCAUUCUGUCUCCGCAAAGCCUGAAGGGAUUGAGAAAGACGUGGUCUUCAGCAGCCUCUUGUGUCCAGCUGGUAAGUGCCUGGUGGUAGGGCCUUCUGCAGAAAGCUCACACUAUUGGUGAGAUGACAGUGGCGAAGCUGAUCUACAGCCUGUUGCAGAUAUUAAUACUGUGACUCCUUUUGGAAGAAAUCAUUGUCCAGGCCCAUAAGAACAUUUUUUCAAUUUUUUACUUUCCAAAAUCAUCAGAAACAGAACAUAAGCAUCAAAAAUACAACCCAAAUAUCCAUACAAUGUCUUGUGCUGUCCAGCACAGGUUCUGCAUCUUACAAAAUAUACAAUAAUUCAAACAGACCUAGAAGCAGAGGUCUGUCUCUUCCCACAGCAUCCAUUUUUUGCCUGGAGCUGUUUUUCUCUCAGUCAGUGAGGGAUUUUUACAUGCCCUUACUUCACAAAGCCUUGAGACAAAAGACACAAAGGCAACUCCCUUCAAAACGGAUGUUUGCAACCCAAUACCUUCAUCACAUGAUCUAAGGUUACAACACACACAUGUUAGCUACCAGAGAACAACAAUCAGUUAGCUAAUUAUCUACUCCGCAAGAGCUCAGAGUGCUCUCCUUGGUUUUAAUAGAGCCCUAUGGAAAAUCUCCAUGUUAAACCUUCAGCAAUAUACAUUUAGCCAUUUUUCAUUUCUGUGUCAAUUAAACCAGUUAUACUUCACACGGCCUUCUAUCCCGAUCAGCUGGAUACUUCAUUGAAGAGGAAGGAGCUGGAGCAUCUGUAAGGGGCAUUUCAUGGUCUUUCAGAAACUGCCCAUGAGAUUGAUGGGCAAAGGCAUGAUCAAAACUCUCUCUUUCUCUCCUGCUUGCAGAAAAGUCACAAUCAUCAGCACCUAUAGCUUUAGCGCUGCCAGCCAAUGUGGUGGAGGGCUCAGCCAGGGCUUCAGUCUGUGCACUGGGUAAGUGGGGCAACCUUGGAGGGGCCCAUGCUAGGGCUCCGGUUACUCUUGUAACCCCCCCCCCAAAAAAAAACCAGGCCCAAGGAGGACUGAGCAUGCUCAAAGUUGUGUAACACUGAGGGCGCCUCUAUACUAGUUUCUGGUGGGAUUCAAACACUUACCUUCAAAUUCAGGUUGCUGUGCAAUUAUAGGUGAUUGGUAGGUCUCAUGUGCAGCAAACCUAGUUCCCCAAAAGAUCAGACUUAUUUGCGAUAAAUAAAAGUGACGCACUGGAAAGCACGGGAUGACAACUGCUUGGAUGCAGCAUAAUCUAACCUCCCCGAAAACAAAUCAGAACAAAUGCUCGUUCAAUGGCCAAGAUCACCUAACCUCCCUGAAAUCAAAUCAACAUGUGGAUGGUCAAUGAAGAGACAGACUGGAAGCACCCUGAGUGUCUGUUAGGGUGGGUAGGCGGGUGGGAGAAAAUGGGGGGGGGUGGAUGGCAAAUGGAGUGAAGUGUCUUGAAAAGGGGCUUGCUGGAAGCCUGGAUGGGAGCUCUCUGCACAAUUCCACUUGCCAGUCAAUAAUGAUGAUGAUGAUAAUAAUAAUAAUAAUAAUAAUAAUAAUAAUAAUAAUAAUAGUAAUAAUAAUAUAUUUAUUAUUUGUACCCCGCCCAUAUGGCUGGGUUUCCCCAGCCACUCUGGGCGGCUUCCAACAAAGAUUAAAAAUACAUUAAAAUGUCACACAUUAAAAACUACCCUGAACAGGGCUGCCUUCAGGUGCCUUCUAAAUGUCAGGUAGUUGUUUAUCUCUUUGACAUCUGGUGGGAGGGCAUUCAACAGGUCGGGUGCCACUACCGAGAAGGCCCUUUGCCUGGUUCCCUGUAACUUGGCUUCUCACAGCAAGGGAACCGCCAGAAGGCCCUCGGCACUGGACAUCAGCGUCCAGGCAGAACGAUGGGGGUGGAGACACUUCUUCAGGUAGACUGGGCUGAGGCCGUUUAGGGCUUUAAAGGUCAACACCAACACUUUGAAUUGUGCUCGGAAACAUAGCUUUCUUCCCAAUUCCAAACAGUGCCUGGCUUUUCCAUCUCCUCUCCUUGCAUACCCAAGCACCCCCCUGCCCUAUGGACUGCCUGAGUACAAUGAAUAACGAGACACGACAGUCAAAUCAGGGCCCAAUUUUAUCAACGACAGGUGUAAGAGGUAGCCACCCGCUUCUGACCAGCCUGCCGGAAGGACUUAAAUUUGGGAUGAACCAUAAGCAGAGGCUUGACAACCAUAUGUCAGGAGUGCUCUGGUGGUGUUUCCUGCUUGGCAGGGGGUUGGACUCGAUGGCCCUUGUGGUCUCUUCCAACUCUAUGAUUCUAGGAUUCUAUGAUUCUAAGUGAGGCAGUUCCUGACCUACAUCGAGGAAUAACCCGACCCCCCUGGAUUGCACCUGGGGAGUGCUGUGGCCCUAGUCCCCUUCUGGACGUCAAGACAGGAGCAUCUCUCCUAGAUCCCUUUAAUGGGAUAACCGCUUUUUCAGAGGGGCAGGCAGAGGCUACAACCUCCAAUCUGACCAAGACAAUGCCUACGCAAUGCCUAAACCACCACACAAGCAAAUGCUCACCAAAGCUCCAAAAUGUGGCCUGAUCUUUCCCCUCCCCUCUCUUUCUCUCCCUCACCUCCCCUUCUCAUACCACAUCCCAGGAGACAUCAUGGGAACAGCCAUAGAGAACCUCCACCAGCUUCUCCAGCUGCCCUACGGCUGUGGGGAACAGAACAUGGCCCGCUUUGUCCCCAACAUCUACAUCCUGCAGUACCUGAAUAACACAGGGCAGCUGACGGAAGAGGUCAAGUCCAAGGCCAUCGGAUACUUAGUGGCUGGUGAGGAAGACUCGUAGCUCUGUGGGGAAAAUUCUACUUUUGUUGUCUUCCUUGGAGCUUUGGGGUGGGCAGGGAAUGAAGUAUCUGGCAGCUUCUGUCACUUUCUCAUUUUCCCAAUCUAAAAUUCAGUUCUAUAUAUUUUGAAACAAUUUGCACUCUCUCGCUCUCAUUAAAAAUUUGUCAGCAUUUUCACGUGAAUGUCUCUAAAUCAGCCUUUCUCAACCUGCGGGUCCCCAGAUGUUGUUGAACUACAACUCCCAUCACCCCUAGCUUGCAAGGCCAGAGCUCAGGGAUGAUGGGAGUUGUAGUCCAACAACAUCUGGGGACCCACAGGUUGAGAACCGCUGCUCUAAAUAAUAUACCUAUAUGCAGUUUUUUGCAAUCAAUUUCCCUGAAUACAAUGCAUUUUUUGUAUGAUGCUUUCACUAAUAGCUUAUUUUUAUGCUCUCUCUCUCUCUGUCUGUCUGUCUUUCCCUGGCAGGACUCAAGGCAGCAUUUUUAUGAUUAAUUAUAUAAUUAACAAUUAUAUAGUAAUUCUAUACUUAAAAUAUAAUGCAUUUCUGCAAACAUUGAUUGGUGAACUGCAUUCCAAAAUUCAGAUACGUGCUAACUUUGAAGGGUUAUGCAUUCAUUUAUUUGAAGGGUUAUUGUCAGGUUCAGGGAACAGGCUUCCUCCCAGCUUUGGCAGCAGAUAAGCAGAACAAAGGGAAAGGAGUCUUCUUACCAGUUAGAACUUUCAUGAUCACAGCAAGAGAACAAAGAAUCCAUUUCCUAGGAAUGAAGGUGCUCCCAAUUAAGGGUUCCACCCACUUCCUCCCUAGUCACCCAUGUCACUACCGCGCCUUGUAACCACUGUGCUUUCUGUGCUGCCACCUUAUCAGCUCUUCUUGACCUUGGGCUGAGCAGAUGAAUGCUUUCCAGUGACAGUGAGUCUGUUAACUCUCUCCCUCCCGAUUCUUCUCCUCCUAGCUGUUCCCCAUCCAGUACUUCCCAGCUUCUGCCUUCUGAAGUAUGUCCCUCUGCAAACCACUGUUCCAAAUCUAUACAGCCCUCCUCAGCACGGUCCCUGACAGUUACUCAUUUAUUUUUAUAUCCCACCUUUCCUCAAAGGAGCUCAAGGUGGUGUACUUCCUCUUUCCUGCUUUACCCUCACAAUAACCUUGCGAGGCAGGUGACUUAAAGAAAAUGCAAUCCGUUGUGAAAUGUAGAGUACUGAAGAUAAUAAGACUGGAAGAAGAAAAAAGAAAAAACCCAAAACUAACAGCACCCAUCCAUUUUCAACUACAGCAUUAGUUGUUUCAUUUCUAGGGGCCAGAUUCAUCACGGGGGCUGUAAAUUCAGGGCAUCAUUUGAAGUCAAAUAAGCGUAAAGGGGAGUGAAAAAGAAAACCAUGAAACCUGACCUUUCAAACAGUGCGCAAGACCUUUAUUAAGCAAUAUGUUGCCUUGCCACUUCCUUCCCAAUGAGACACCUCCGUUGAAGUUAGGGUGAGAUGCAAAGGUAUUCCGACAGAUGAAAUUAAAAUUUCGCCUUCCAUUUUAGGCUACCAGCAGCAGCUGAACUACAAGCACUCUGAUGGCUCCUUCAGCACCUUUGGACAAAAUAACUGGGAGCCAGGAAACACCUGGUGAGAUUGACAGUGCCAGAGUCAUAAUUUCAGCGGGGUGUGUGUGUGUGUGUGUGUGUGUAUGGUGAGAUUUGGCAGGAUGUCUGAAAAGUUGCAGUAGUGAGGUAGGAAAGCUGUGGAAGGGGGAAUCCCAUCCGGCAACUUUGGGUUUCAGAUAGUACAUGGGUAGACAAGUGUAAAAAGCCCUGGACACAAAUAUUCAUGGCCCUCUAGUGGUUCAUUUACCAGAGGUACAGUCAUAACUUGUGUUGCAUCUGCUUCAUGUUGCAUCUUUUCGGGUUACGAACGUGUCAAACCCAGAACUCUUUACUUCCGGGUUUGCUGUGUGCUCACGCGCAGAAGCGGCGCUCUAGUUGUGGACUUUUUGGGGUGCAAACAGCACCCCAGAACAGAUCGAGUUUGCAACCAGAGGUACCACUGUAAUGUAUUUUGAGUUAACUCUGGAAGUGUGCAUUCGAUUCUGAUCAAAGAGCGCAAUAUACCAUAUUUUUCACUCCAUAAGACACACCUGUCCAUAAGACGCACCUAGUUUUUAGAGGAGGAAAACAAGAAAAAAAUAUUCUGAACGAAACAGUGGGUGUAUGAUUUUUGUGGUUCAUGCUGUGGCCACAGACAUGUGAUUUGAUGGUGAAUUUGGGAUGACCCAAUGCAAAAAUCCUGAGGAUCCAUGUGGAUCUGUGCUUUGUAACCACAUUUUUGCGCCAUUGCGGCCCCUUGCAACAGUGGGUGAGUGAUUUUUUUGGUGCAGGCUGUAGCCAUGGACAUGCUGUGCAAUCUGAUGGUGAAUUUGGGGUCACCCAAUGCAAAAAUCCUGUGGAUCCAUGGGCUUUUACCUCCCCCCUCCUAGGCAGCACCCUUUAUCGCUAGCCUCCCUUAUCUCUCUCUCAAUCCCUGACCGAUCAGCUGCUUCCUUUCAACACCCCCUUCCCUCUUGUUUGCCUUAGUAUCUUUUCCUUAGCUGGAGCAGUUUUUUGCUCCUCCUUUUCUUCGAUUUUCUCUCCUCAUUGCUUUAGUCUUCCUGUCUCCUCUCCUUGCCAGUUCGCUGUCUUUACCUCCCCCCUCCCAGGCAGCCUCCUUUAUUGCUAGCGACUCUUAUCUCCCUCCCUGAUCGCUUGCUGAUCAGCGGCUUUGUUUCAACACCCACUUUCCUCUUUCAAAAAAAAAAUAAAAAUGCAUUAUCUGCUUUUCGCCCCUGGGCAAUUGGGCUCCAGGGACCACACAUUCGCUCCAUAAGACGCAUAGACAUUUCCCCUUACUUUUUGUUGGGAUUUUUAUCUCACCAGCUGCUCAGCAAGUAGCACUAUGGUUGUUUAUAUCAUGUGAGUGUCUGAGAGCGUGAGACAGGAAGUCUCAGUGCUGCUGGAGGAUUGUUGGAAGUUAGUUUCACUUCUGAUUGUGAUGUCUGUUCUGUACUGCUGCUGAGAGAGAGCAGACAUGCUGGUGGAUUCUCUGUAUAUAUGGACUGGAAAUAAAGUAGUUUAUAGCUACUUGUUAAGGGUAUUGGGUGGUUGCUUGAGAGCAAUCAGGCAAGAUGCCUCACUGGUUUGUUCUGCUCCCCACGAUCUUUGGGGGCUCUCUGUAAUCCACCCACCCUUUCCCCUCUCGUCCCCGAGCCGAUGGCAGUUCCCUGACACUACUGAUUGUCUCUUUCUUCUGAAAUGAGAUGCCAGAAGACGAGUGUGCUCCUCUCAGGAGGGAAGGGUCACUUAUCACUGGUCUCUCUGGACUGAGGAAGAUUUACAGCCAGAGGGUGACCACCAGAGAGACGCCCUGGUGUCUUGGGAAGCUGGUGGCCUUCCUGGGCAUUUUUCCAACACUUUUUAGGAAGAAAAAAGUGCGUCUUAUGGAGCGAAAAAUACGGUAUACCAGGAGACUUAGUUUGGUCAGGCAGAGCUCCUGAGAAGGGUGACCAAGAGGAUAAAGCAAUCCAGAAACCAACCCUUAUGAGGAACGCUUGAGGAAGUUUGGUAUGUUUAGCCUGGAAAAAAGAGACUGAGAGAAGAUAGGAUAGCCAUCUUCAAAUAUCUCAAGGGCUGUCACAUGGAAGAUGGAGCAAGCUCGUUUUAUUGUGCUCUGGAGGGUAGGACUCAAACCAAGGGCUUCAAGUCCCAAGAAACACUGACUAAACACUAGGUGAAACUACGGUAAGAGCUGUUGGGCAGUGGAAUAGACUCCCUCUAAAUGUGGUGGGCGCUCUUUCAUAGGCGGUUUUAAAGCAGAGGUUAGAUGGCUACCUGCCAGGGAUGCUUUAAUUGAGAUUGCUGCAUUGCAGGGGGUUGGAAUAGAGGACCCUCAGGGGUCCCUUCCAACUCUAUGCUUCUUGAAAGCGGUAUGCAUCUACAUUGGCUCCCAGUAUGUUUCUGAGCACAAUUCAAAGUGUUGGUGCUGACCUUUAAAGCCCUAAAUGGCCUCAAAGGCCCAGUAUACCUGAAGGAACGUCUCCACCCGGACACUGAGGUCCAGCUCCGAGGGCCUUCUGGCCGUUCCCUCACUGCGAGAAGUGAGGUUACAGGGAACCAGGCAGAGGGCCUUCUCGGUGGUGGCGCCCGCCCUGUAGAACGCCCUCCCACCAUAUGUCAAAGAGAAGAGGACCCUCUUCUCUUAGGACCCUCGUACCUACGGGACCGCCUCUCCUGGUAUGUCCCACAGAGAAAUUUACGGUCUGCAAAUAAAAACAUCCUGAAGAUCCCAGGCCACAGAGAGGUUAGGCUGGCCUCAACUAGAGCCAGGGCUUUCUCGGCCGCGGCUCCAAUCUGGUGGAACGCUCUGUCACAAGAGACUAGGGCCCUGCGGGACCUGACAUCUUUCCGCAGGGCCUGCAAGACAGAGCUGUUCCACCAGGCCUUUGGUCAGGGCGCAGCCUGACCCCCUCCUCUGGCAAUCUGCACAGAAUUUUGCUUAAUGGUUGCCAUCAAUUUGAUUUUAAUUAAUUUUAUAAUGAAUGUUUUUAGAAUGUUGGAUUAUUUUGAUUUUUGUUAGCCGCCCUGAGCCCAGCUUCGGCUGGGGAGGGCGGGAUAUAAAUAAAAAUCUAUUAUUAUUAUUAUUAUUAAGAACAACUACCAGACUUUUAAAAGACAUCUGAAGGCAGCACUGUUUAGGAAAGCUUUUAAUGUUUAGCAGACCACUGUACAGUGGAUGCUCAGGUUGCAAACGUGAUCUGUGCGGGAUGCAAGUUCGCAACCCACAGCGUUCGCAACCUGCGCCUGCGUGUCUGCUCACACACGGGUUGCGAUUCAGCACAUGCGUGAUUGCCGAAACCCGGAAGUAACCCGUUCCAGUACUUCCUGAAGCAUCUGUAACCCGAGGUAUGACUGUAUUUUAAUACUUUGUUGGAAACUGCUCAGAGUGGCUGGGGAAACCCAGACAGAUGGGUGGGGUAUAAAUAAUAAAUUGUUGUUGUUGUUGUUUUGUUGUUGUAUAAUCAAGAACAAAAAAGCAUGCUGCAGUUUGUUUGCUUUGAUCGACUCUGCUCUGGGCUCACUUUCAGGCUGACAGCAUUUACACUUGUAUCCUUUGCCCGGACCAAGUCCAUCAUCUUUGUGGAAGAGAAGCACAUCAGCGAUGCUCAGGCCUUUCUGGCUUCCAGGCAGAAAGAGAAUGGCUGCUUCCAUAGCACCGGGACCCUCCUCAACAACGCCCUGAAGGUACAGAGGGUUGGAGGGAGACUCUAUGGUGAAACAUCAGCACAAUCAUAGGGCAAAACUUCUCAGCUUGUUUGGGUUAGCCUUUGGGACUUGGGGUUAAGUUGGAGAAACUCAUAGAAUCAUAGAGUUGGAAGAGACCACAAGGGCCAUCGAGUCCAACCCCCUGCCAAGCAGGAAACACCAUCAGAGCACUCCUGACAUAUGGUUGUCAAGCCUCUGCUUAAAGACCUCCAAAGAAGGAGACUCCACCACACUCCUUGGCAGCAAAUUCCACUGUCAAACAGCUCUUAGUGUCAGGAAGUUCUUCCUAAUGUUUAGGUGGAAUCUUCUUUCUUGUAGUUUGGAUCCAUUGCUCCGUGUCCGCUUCUCUGGAGCAGCAGAAAACAACCUUUCUCCCUCCUCUAUGUGACAUCCUUUUAUAUAUUUGAACAUGGCUAUCAUAUCACCCCUUAACCUCCUCUUCUCCAGGCUAAACAUGCCCAGCUCCCUUAGCCGUUCCUCAUAAGGCAUCGUUUCCAGGCCUUUGACCAUUUUGGUUGCCCUCCUCUGGACACGUUCCAGUUUGUCAGUGUCCUUCUUGAACUGUGGUGCCCAGAACUGGACACAGUACUCCAGGUGAGGUCUGACCAGAGCAGAAUACAGUGGCACUAUUACUUCCCUUGAUCUAGAUGCUAUACUCCUAAUGAUGCAGCCCAGAAUUGCAUUGGCUUUUUUAGCUGCCGCGUCACACUGUUGGCUCAUGUCAAGUUUGUGGUCAACCAAGACUCCUAGAUCCUUUUCACAUGUACUGCUCUCAAGCCAGGUGUCACCCAUCUUGUAUUUGUGCCUCUCAUUUUUUUGCCCAAGUGCAAUACUUUACAUUUCUCCCUGUUAAAAUUCAUCUUGUUUGUUUUGGCCCAGUUCUCUAAUCUGUCAAGGUCGUUUUGAAGUGUGAUCCUGUCCUCUGGGGUGUUAGCCACCCCUCCCAGUUUGGUGUCAUCUGCAAAUUUGAUCAGGAUGCCCUUGAGUCCAUCAUCCAAGUCGUUGAUAAAGAUGUUGAAUAAGACCGGGCCCAAGACAGAACCCUGUGGCACCCCACUAGUCACUCUUCUCCAGGAUGAAGAGGAACCAUUGAUGAGUACCCUUUGGGUUCGGUCAGUCAGCCAGUUACAAAUCCACUGAGUGGUAGCAUAGCAACUUGUUCUGUUUUGCUGAGUUUUACUUCCAUUUUUGGUCCUGAGCUUUCAGGGUGGGGAUUGCUCUAGAUAUUGCUGGAGCGACAAUCUUGCAACUUAGCAUUCCAACAGUUGUGGUGCAGCUUAGCUGCUGCCACAGCAAAUAAUAAUAAUAAUAUCAGUGCCCAGUGCAAGACACUGUGCCUUCUGAGGAAAGUGGGCUAUUCCUCUUUUCCCCGCUUCUUCUCACAAGCGUAUCUUUUAAAAAGCCUUUCUCAGUAUCAACCACCUGUGGCCCUGAGAUUUGCAGUUGAGGCCUUCAAUCACCAGGAGGUGUUCAGAGGGUGCUGACCCACGGCAGGGCCUUCUCAGUGGUGGUACCCUGUUUAUGGAAUUUAUUUCAUAAAAUGUAUAUACUGCUUGCUGUUGCUGGGAACCGUCUUGUCUUGGGAGACAAUGGAAGAAUGCGACUUCACAAUGGGGUGAAGUCAAAAUGCUGGAUUGUAAGAAAGAAAGAAAAACAUUUCAAAGUGGUUUACAAAAAGAAUGGUUUGUGCCUUCCUUCCUCUUUACUGAGUUUCAUGAGCGGUUGGAAAAUGUCCCUGUUUAUUCUUGCGUUUGAUGGCUGAAUGACACUGUUCCUGGCAACUCUUUCUUUCUUUCUUUCUUUCUUUCUUUCUUUCUUUCUUUCUUUCUUUCUUUCUUUCUAUGUUUUUGCCAUACUGGGCUCCUUUAGGAGGAAGGGUAGGAUAUAAAAUUCAGCAAUCAAUAAUGAAUAAUAUUUGGAAAGCAGUAGAUUGAUCUCGCCGAAGAAUUGAUGCUUUUGAAUUAUGGUGCUGGAGGAGACUCUUGAGAGUCCCAUGGACUGCAAGAAGAUCAAACCUUUCCAAUCUGAAGGAAAUCAGCCCUGAGUGCCCAUUGGAAGGACAGAUCGUGAAGCUGAGGCUCCAAUACUUUGGCCACUUCAUGAGAAGAGAAGACUCCCUGGAAAAGACCCUGAUGUUGGGAAAGAUGGAGGGCACAAGGAGAAGGGGACGACAGAGGACAAGAUGGUUGGACAGUGUUCUCGAAGCAACAAACAUGAGUCUGACCAAACUGUGGGAGGCAGUGGAAGACAGGGGUGCCUGGCGUGCUCUGGUCCAUGGGGUCACGAAGAGUCGGACACGACUAAACCACUAAACAACAACAACAACAGAUUGAUCUUGGGGUGGGGGGAGUUCCCUGGAGAUUGCAAAGGGCUUUCCUGUACCACAUGGGGGCUGAGCAAUUCCCAUCUUUUUUCUUACAGGGUGGGGUUGAUGAUGAGGUCACUCUGUCUGCCUAUAUCACCAUCACCUUCCUGGAGAUUCCUCUGCCUGUCACUGUAAGUAGCCAUCUUUCCCCUUCUGCAAGUCAUCAGGGACAACCAUUCAGGAUGGGUAGAGGGUAUUAUAGCCUGAGAUAACUUCCCAUGAAGCUAAACACUCUAGCAAAGGACCAAUAACCAAUCAAGCUCUUAUUGGGCCAAAGUCUUGAAUCCAUUUAGCCUAAUUCAGAAAAGGUUUUUCCAAAAUAAUUAGUCGACGGACUCUGCUUUUAAAUGUUACUUGCUUUUUAAAAAAAAUAUAGAUAGAUGUAAAGGUAAAGGUAAAGGUAAAAGGACCCCUAACCAUUAGGUCCAGUCGUGGCCGACUCUGGGGUUGCAGCGCUCAUCUCGCUUUACUGGCCGAGGGAGCCAGCGUACAGCUUCCGGGUCAUGUGGCCAGCAUGACUAAGCUGCAUCUGCCGAACCAGAGCAACGCACGGAAACACCAUUUACCUUCGCGCUGGAGCGGUACCUAUUUAUCUACUUGCACUUUGAUGUGCUUUCGAUCUGCUAGGUUGGCAGGAGCAGGGACCGAACAACGGGAGCUCACCCCGUCGCGGGGAUUCGAACUGCCGACCUUCUGAUCGGCAAGUCCUAGGCUCUUUGGUUUAACCUACAGUGCCACCCGUGUCCCAAUAGAUAGAUGUAGAUGUUGCUAUUAACCUAUUUGGGUUUUUUUAAAACAACAUAUUGUCGUACCUUGGAUCCUGAAUGACUUCAGCAUUUUGUUAGUGUUCCGGUUUGUGUCUGAUGGCUUCCGGUUGUGUUCCGAGGCUUCCGGUUGUGUGCAGGAAGCUCCUGCAGCCAAUCAGAAGCUGCGCCUUGGUUGUCCAACAUUUUCAGAAGUCAAAUGGAUUUCCAGAAUGGAUUCCUUUCGACAACCAAGGUACAACUAUAUAUAUUUAAAAACAAACAGGAUGCUGGGCAAGAUGGGCUCUGUUCUGGUCCAGCAUGCUCUUACGAGCCCUUUUGAGAGGGAUGUUACUGAAGCUGAGCCCAAUUCCCUAUUCGAGCUCCUUGGCGUGCUGAGAGUACAGUAUAUAUGGCUUGUGAAUUUGGCCAGAAAAGUAGAUUUUUCCCUGUUCCAGUCACACACAGAGAGAUGCUUCUAGAGGAGCAUCUCCACCCCCAUCGUUCUGCCCGGACACUGAGGUCCAGCUCCGAGGGCCUUCUGGCGGUUCCCUCCCUGUGAGAAGCAAAGUUACAGGGAACCAGGCAGAGGGGCUUCUCAGUAGUGGUGCCUGCCCUGUGGAAUGCCCUUCCAUCAGAUGUCAAGGAGAUAAACAACUCUCUGACUUUUAGAAGACAUCAGAAGACAGCACUGUUUAGGGAAGUUUUUAAUCCUUGAUGUUUUAUCGUGUUUUUAAUAUUCUGCUGGGAGCUGCACUGGGUGGCUGGGGAAACCCAGCCAGAUGGGUGGGGUAGAAAUAAUAAAUGAUGAUGAUGAUGAUGAAAGUAAUAAAGUGGCUUAUUAUACACACCUUGGGUAGAAAAGGUUUCCAGUUCUAACCUAACUAAUGCAGAGAAGACAAAGACAGCCAUGCUUUCUAACUGGGAAGAUAGAUCCCUCUCACCUUUAGGUCCAAAGAGAAGUGAGAUGAGCAGGAGGAAGCUGUAAACAGGAUGCAACUUAAGACAUUUCAGUAUAAACAUCAAAGCGUCAGGGAGGUCAGCAGAGAGGUUGAAGUUACAGGGAUAGUCUGGGAAUCUGGAGGUCUCUUUCUCGUUUCUUUUACCCCACACAAACCCAUCUCAAUGAACUGAGUUGCACCCAAACUUCCAGUGGUUGUGCUGAGACUUUGCUUUUCCCAGCAAUAUGUGGCCAGAAGGCCUGAUCCUGCCACUCAAGCCACCUCCAGUAGCCUCCUGUCAGGUCUCUGGAAAUGGCUGCAGUGGCUUGAGAGAAGUUUCUCCUUCCUUCUCUCCCCAGCACUCCGUGGUGCGCAACGCCCUGUUCUGUUUGGAGACGGCGACGCAGGCGAAAGAGAUCAACACUUACACCAAAGCCCUGCUGGCUUUCGCCUUUGCCUUGGCGGGGAAAGAGGACAAGAAGCAGGAAAUGCUGCGUUUGCUUGAUGGGGAAGCUGUGGCAGAAGGUGAGAGGCAACAUCUUUGCCUAAUAAUAAUAAUAAUAAUAAUAAUAAUUUAUUAUUUAUACCCCGCCCAUCUGGCUGGGCCUCCCCAGCCACUCUGGGCGGCUUCCAAAAAUAUAUUAAAAUACUGUAAUGCAUUAAACAUUAAAAGCUUCCCUAAACAGGGCUGCCUUCAGAUGUCUUCUAAAAGUCUGGUAGUUGUUCUUCUCUUUGACAUCUGGUGGGAGGGCGUUCCACAGGGAGGGCGCCACUACCAAGAAGGCCCUCUGCCUGGUUAUCUGAAGGAGUGCAGCCUUAUAUAAGUUUGAUACCUGUUUUAGAAAAUGCUUUUGGAGCCACUGGUAAGCCGCGUUUAUUAAAAUGCCUGUAGUGGUGCCAGGAUCGUUUGACUCGCAUGCUAAUUCACCUCUCCCUUUUUGAAGCUGAUGGCUCUCUUCACUGGCAGCGGCCUGGAAAGCAAGAGGCGGACGCUGACCUUCCAUUCCAUCGCUUGCCGCGUGCGCCUUCCGCAGAGGUGGAGAUGACAGCCUACGUCCUCCUAGCGUACCUGACCAAGCAGCCGGCGCCAUCGCAGGAAGAGCAGGCGAAAUGUGCCCGCAUUGUCAAGUGGCUCGUCAAGCAACAGAACCCCACUGGCGGAUUCUCUUCUACUCAGGUAAAGUUCCUCCCUCCCUUCCGGGGACCCAGGAGUGGAGGAUGUUGGGAGGGAGACAAUCAGGCUGUUUUGGUUCAUUAGAUACAAGGAGUCCCAUCAGGGCAAAAACUCCUCGGAAAGACAUAGGCCUAGAGAAAAAUAAAGGUCAGAGAAAGUUGAAAAUGUUGCUGAAGUUUAGGUUCCUUGGCUCUAGAUACAAGCUACUCAGACUCCAUAUUCUCACCAUAAUUCCCCGUCUUACCUUAGUCACAUGUUAAUUUAUCAUUAAUAGCUAUAUCCCAUGAGGGACGCGGGUGGCGCUGUGGGUUAAACCACAGAGCCUAGGACUUGCCGAUCAGAAGGUCGGCAGUUCGAAUCCCCACGGCGGGGUGAGCUCCCGUUGCUCAGUCCCUGCUCCUGCCCACCUAGCACGUCAAAGUGCAAGUAGAUAAAUAGGUACCACUCCGGCGCGAAGGUAAACGGCGUUUCCGUACGCUGCUCUGGUUGGCCAGAAGCGGCUUAGUCAGGCUGGCCACAUGACCCGGAAGCUGCACGCCAGCUCCCUCAGCCAAUAAAGCAAGAUGAGCGCCGCAACCCCAGAGUCAGCCACAACUGGACCUAAUGGACAGGGGACCCUUUACCCUUUACCUUUAGCUAUUUCCCACACCUCUUUAUACCAUUCUUCCAUUUUAUAUUCUGCUUGCCCCUUCUACUUCCUAGCUAUCAUAAUGCGUGUAGCUGUCAAUAAAUUGGUGAGCAAGUCCUUGGAUGUUUUUUUUAAGGAAAGGGAGUUUAACCAUGCUGUACUGUUUAUAUAAGUACAGCUGGAGAAUGUUGCAUCUGAGCCAAUAUCUUGGACCAAGAAGCCCUUCAAAGGGAGGGUUGUCCUCUUCCAGAGAAAGACACAUGGCUCACACUCCCCUCCCUGUGGUCUCUGUUGCAGGACACUGUGGUGGCGCUCCAGGCCCUCUCUCUGUAUGGGGCUUUAACCCACUCCAGAAGCAGCACAGGCACAGACUUGUCUGUGCACUCCGGAGCGAAUGCCCUGGGAACUUUCCAUGUGGACAACACCAACCGCCUGCUUCUCCAGUGCCGAUCUCUUCCCCAAGUGCCAGGAGACUACAAUGUUGAAGCGACAGGAGAUCGCUGUGUCUAUAUCCAGGUGGGUAAGUGCCCAGGCAGGGUACCUGGGAGAGACAGAACAUGUGAUGGUGUCAGGCUUCGAGGAAUCAGCUUCCUUCCCUGUGGCAGUAAAUAAGAAGAUCAAACGAAAGGAACGUCUUACCAGUUAGAUUCUUUAAUAAUCACAGUGAGAGACAAAGAUUGUGUCUCGAUAGAAUGGUGUUGCUCCCAAUUAAGGCUCACUCCCCCCUCCGUCCCAAUUAAUCUAUGUCACUCCUACGUCUUGUAAUCUGAGCUUAUACCCUCUGUGCUUUCUGUUCUGAGACUGUCUGAGCUGUUCUCGACCUUGGGGAGGGCGGUGGAAGAAUGCUGUCCAACAACUGUGAAUCUGUUGGCCCUCUCCCCCUUCUUCUAGCUGUUCCCCAUUCAGUAUUUCCCAGCUUCUGCCUUCUGAACUGUGCCCCUCUGCAAACCACUGUUCCAAAUCUACGUUGUCCUCCUAUUCCUGGGAAGAUUCAGGAUCAGGGGGAGGGGGUGGCUCCCACCAUUCCUCCUCAAUGCAGCCCACCACAGCAUGGUCACUGACAGAUGGUUUCCAAGCCACCAUGUAGUCCCAAGUCAUACGAGGGAAGAGAGUUCCUGGCUAAAGCAGAGCGUACCCUCUCUGCUUAGCUCACCCUUCUACUUUUUUUAAAAAAAAUCAUUUUUAUUGAUUUUCCAAUAAAAACAUCCAAUUAAUAUAUCCAAUCAUAAUACUCCAAUUAAAAUAAAAAAAGACCAAAUUAUAGUCCAGAUUAUAAUUAUUAAUUUUUCGGAGUUCCCCAUGGUCUGGAUCUCUGAAGCAUAUCUCCAAAUCUCAGUCCUGCCUCUCUUCGUUGUUUCCGUAUUUUCCACAUCUCGAUUUUAACGCUUUAUAUUUCUCUGUCCCUGAGUCCAGGAUUCUCGAUCAUGUCAAACAUCAUAUACUUUCAUCCCUCAAAUACAGCUUUAUUAGUAUAUAUUUUCCCAACUGUCUUUUUAUCAGCGCAGCUUGCUCUGGCUCCAUUCCAAUCUGGGAUGUUGUCCAAAUCUGUUAUCUGAAGUUUAAUGGCGCAGCAACUCCCAAUCAUUUGCUCCCCCUUCUACUUUUAAGAACUUUCUGCCACCAGAUUAUAGAAUUGUAGAGUUGCAAGAGACCCCGAGGGUUCUCUGGUUCAACCCUCUGCAAUGCAGGAAUCUCAACUAAAGCAUCUUCAGCAUUUAGCCGAGUUUCCUGCAUUGCAGGGGGUUGAAUUAGAUGGACCUUGCAGUCCCUUCCCACUCUACAAUUCUAUGAUCCAUGACAGAUGACCACCCAACUGUUUAAAAACCUCCAGGGUGUCCUGCUGCCAGAAACGCCUCACAUACCUGAGUGCUGUUUCCCUUCCAGACCACCUUGAAGUAUAACGUGCAUCCGCGCCCAGAGGACUCGCCUUUCAAGCUGGACGUGUACACAGUCCCUGAGUCUUGUGUUGGACCCAAAGCUCACAAAACGUUUGACGUUGCUGUAAAUGUCAGGUAAUCCCUUCACAAAGCCCACUCUGGUUAGCUAGCUGCAUCUGUACAGGAGCACAGCAUCUCUGGUCCUUGGUUCGGUUGAUACUUUGCUCUGUUUCUUGAACUGUCUUACAAAUUGUUUGAUAAUCAAGUUGUGUUGUUGUACUAUGUUCUGGGGUAGCUAGUGGAGUCCUAGCCAUUACACAAGGCCAGUUAUUCAUAAGGAUGAAGCGUAGUUUAAAAAUAUCCUUAAUAAUAAACCAGCCACUUGGAACAGGCCCCAUCUAAGCCCCUACAAACACUGUGGGGCAAACUAUGGUGGAAAUCUCUAUCUAUAUCUUUACAGUACAGUCAUACCUCAGGUUAAAUAUGCUUCAGGUUGAGCGUUUUCAGGUUACGCUCCAUGGCGCCCCGGAAGUAACGGAACACGUUACUUCUGGGUUUCACCGCUUGCACAUGCACAGACACUCAAAAUGACGUCACGCACAUGUGCGGAAGUGGCGAAACACGACCCGUGCAGACGCGUCUUAUGUUCUAUUCAGGAUGCGAACGGGGUUCCGGAACAGAUCCCGUUCACAUCCAGAGGUACCACUGUAUAUGUACUGUUGGAUCGUAAAAAAAAACCCCACUAAAUGAAACCUCAAAGCCAUUUACAAAAAUGAUAAAAUUAUCAAUUAGAGGAAUUAAUAAUUCCUCUAAUUACAGUGGUACCUCGCAAGACGAAUGCCUCGCAAGACGGAAAACUCGCAAGACGAAAGGGUUUUCUGUUUUUGAGUUGCUUCGCAAGACGAUUUUCUCUAUGGGCUUGCUUCGCAAGACGGAAACGUCUUGCAAGUUUGUUUCCUUUUUCUUAAAACCGUUAAUACAGUUGCGACUUGACUUCGAGGAGCAACUCAUAGCACGCAGUGUGCAUCUCCAUAGGGGCAUGAACGCGCGAAGGCGGGUUCUGAGGGAGAGGGAGCUUUGUUUCGGCGAAAAAUAGCAAGGCGUGCACACUUCCCUCCCCACAACUCCCAGUUAGGGAGGCCAGGCUCCGGGGCUCUUCGGACGGGGCUCCUUCCUUCUCCCCCCCCCCCAGCGCCCCGGCGGUGACAAGAGCGCCUGCCCGGGCCCUCCGGCGCUCGCCCUGCGAGGGGCGCCCCCUACCUGCAUCUCCGCGCUUUCCAACCCUGCGACGUUGACAGCUGCGGCAAGUUUGCCUCUCGGUGUGUGUGCGCGCGAGUGUGUGUUCUCCUCACCCCGCUCGAGUUAGUCCCGGCGCAGCGCAGGCAGCAGGUGAGUCGCCCUUUGGCAGCGCGGAAGGCGCCGGGCCAGGCAAGGUCAGCUCGGGAGCCACCGGGGACGCGCCCCCGCGCUCCUCUCCAACGGGCUGGAUGCACCCCUCUCCGCUCGCGCGCUUCUGGCUGGCUGGCCGGCUGCAGCAGCAACAGGGGCAAUAGGCAUCCACCGUCGCCGACGCUCCCUCCCUCCCUCCUGCCCGCGGCGGGCGGCUGGCUGGCUGGCGCUCUCGCUUUCUUUCGGGCUGCUGCUGCAGAAGGGAUUUUGCACCAGAUAACUUUUAGGCCGGUAGGAGUUUUGACUACCGCGGCGACAGCAGCAGCAGCAGCAAGACGGCGCCGACUGUAGUGCAAAGGGUCGGAGCAAGGCGAGCCGAACCGAUCCCGUGGCUCAGGCAGCAACCUCCGCCCCGCCUCCCCCUAAGCCCCGCGCCCGCCUCUCCCUCCCUCCCAAGCACCCCCCUUUUUUGAGGUUUUUGAAGACUUUGGUGAUUGGCUGCAGGAGCUUCCUGCACUAAAUCAGAAGCCGUGGAAGCUGUGUUGGACGUUCGGCUUCCAAAAAACGUUCACAAACUGGAACACUUCCGGGUUUGUGGCAUUUGGGAGCCAAAACAUUCGAGUCACAAGGCAUUCGAGAACCAGGGUAUGACUGUAAUAUGAAGAAAAAUUGUUUUGCAAAAAAAGUAUGCAUUAGGAAAGAUUGGAAUCAUAAAAUUUUGUGUUGGAAGAGACCCUGAGUCCAACGCUCUGCAAUGCAAUGCAGGAAUAUGCAGCUGUCCCAUAUGGGUAUCGAACCUGCAACCUUAGUAUUAUUGGCACCACGUUGUAACCAACUGAGCUAUGCAGGCUGCUCAGGGACCACGAGAAUCAUCUAGUCCAACUCCCUGAAAUGCAGGCAUCUUUUGCCCAAUGUGGGGCUCGAACUCACAACCAUGUUCAAAUAUAUAAAAGGCCAUGAUAGCCAUGUUCAAAUAUAUAAAAGGAUGUCACAUAGAGGAGGGAGAAAGGUUGUUUUCUGCUGCUCCAGAGAAGCGGACACGGAGCAAUGGAUCCAAACUACAAGAAAGAAGAUUCCACCUAAACAUUAGGAAGAACUUCCUGACAGUAAGAGCUGUUCGACAGUGGAAUUUGCUGCCAAGGAGUGUGGUGGAGUCUCCUUCUUUGGAGGUCUUUAAGCAGAGGCUUGACAACCAUAUGUCAGGAGUGCUCUGAUGGUGUUUCCUGCUUGGCAGGGGGUUGGACUCGAUGGCCCUUGUGGUCUCUUCCAACUCUAUGAUUCUAUGAUUCUAACCUUGAGAUUAAGAGUCUCAUGCUUCACCCAACUGAGCUAUCCUGGACAAGUAGAGCCAGGGGGGCCAGGAAAGAUUCCUACCUGAAACCCUGGAGAGACACUGUCCCUUGGUGUAGACAAUAUUGAGCUAGGUGGACCAAUGGUCUGAACUCAGUAUAAAACAACUUCCUAUAAAUAAAAAAAUGUGCCUAGUGGGAGAUAUUCACACUAGAAUACUGAUGAAUUUUCAUGAGGAUUUUAUUUUUUUAAUUUGCAAGCUGAUGUAGAAAUGUGGACAACUAAAUUGAGGAAAAACAAGAAACUGAAAAUGGACAUAUUCAUCCAUGCUUAACCAUAAUAAAAAACAUUGAAUUUGUAACCUGCCUUAAAAACACACGCACAAAUGUACAGAAGGCAACUGACAUAAAACUGACACACAGGACAAAAUGGUGUUCCUUUUUUAUCCAAUCAACAAGCCCAUUAUGGAGGUUUCCCUGACAAUUGGUGACUUCCGCAAGGACAAACAUUUUGUCUCCAGCUGCAACACAGUUGGGUCCCUUGCGUUGCUUUGCUUUGAAUGUACAGUGGUACCUCUGGGUGCGAACGGGAUUCGCCACUUCUGCGCAUGUGUGUGAUGUCAUUUUGCACAUCUGUGCAUGCGCAAGCAGCGAAACCCGGAAGUAACCCGUUCCAUUACUUCCGGGUCGCUGUGGGACGCAACCUGAAAACGUGUAACCUGAAGCAAACGUAACAUGAGGUAUGACAGUAUUAUAAGCCAGAUUGGGUGGCUGUGGGAGGUCUGGUGGUCAGGAAUGACAAGCAUUGGAGUUCUGGUGUGAGAAUUUUUUCCUUUCCCUCUUUGAUCUCUCAGUUACAUUGGCAAGUGGCCGACCUCUAACAUGGUGAUCCUUGAUGUGAAGAUGCUUUCAGGAUUCAUCCCGGUAAAAUCGUCCGUAAGACAGGUAAUGGCUGUUUGUGUGGCAGUGCCAAAACUCCCUUGGCUAUGUUGUUGUUGUUAGCAUCCGUCUGACUUGAGAGACAAUGCAGUGCACCUCUGGGGAUGAAGUCAAAUAGUUGCAUUAGCACAGGGGUCCCCAAACUAAGGUCCGUGGGCCAGAUAAGGCCCGAGGGACUCGUUUAUCCGGCCCAUAGUGACCCCCGCCACACCGCUGCCACCACCCGCUCUUACCAGCACUGCGCUGCGUGGCUGCCCACUUCCAGGUCAGAGGAGCACCAGAAAUAGCUUGUGCGCAUGGGCAAGCGUUAUUUGCGCAUGCACAAGCGUUAUUUGCUGUGCACAUCUGGUCGGACGAGGCCCAUGCACAUGUGCACAAGCUAUUUCCAGUGCUCCUCCGACCCGGAAGUGCGCCGGAAAUAGCGUGUGUGCAAGAGUAUGGGCACGUGCUCCCCCGCCCUCCGGCCUGCUACGCGAUCGGCGCUGGAGACACCGGCCUGAGGCGCAGUAAGUCUGCUGACCCCUGCAUUAGCAGCACCAAAGUGAUCUCCCUGAGGCGCAAGCCUGGGCAGUGUGUAUAGAGAUCCUGGGCUGCCCAGAAGACAAGAGCCCCUCUUGGCCUCGCAGAUGUGGUUCAAUGGAAAGCAGAGCAAUACAUUUGGCACCAGCUUGGAGUUGCAAGAAAGAAGGGCCUUUUCACUGGCUAGGUUCAAUUCUAAUCCUUCUAACCUCCUUUGGGGUUGGUUUGUGGGUUUGACAGAAGGAGAUAGGAUCUGCCCAUGCGAUGCCCACCUGGUGGAAACUCUAGCUCACAUGGCCCUUAACUGUAAAAUGUAUGAUGAUCUCUGCCAACAAUUUCUAAACCAUCUAUGUAUUCCGACAUGGAAACCAGAGAUGGAGGUUAAGCGCUUCUUAUUACAGGGAAGAGACCAGGAGCUCACCAAGACAGUAGAUAAGUUCCUCUAUUUGAUUUUUUUGUCGCCAAAGUAUGCUACAGGAUCCUGCCCUUGCUGGAAACCCUCAGAGAUGAGGUGGAUUGCUUGGCCCUUCUGCCCUUUGGUGGGUGACUGUGCCGUUGGGGUGGUGAAGAGAUUGCACUGGCCUAUCUAUUCUGAAUGUAUUCUGAAUGUUCUUAUGUGAUGCCAGUAAAGGGUACUUGACUUGAGUUGCCUGAAGGGGGUGUACUGUUCACUGUCCUCGCAGUGGCCAACCAGCUGUCUGUGGGAAAUCUGCAAGCAGGACCCAACCACAAGAGCGCCCUCCUCUGAUGUAGCUUCCAGCAACUGGUAUUCAGAAACAUUUUGCCCAAAGCCAUGGACACAAAGCAUAGCUGUCCUGGCCGGAAGCACUAACAGUAAUCCUUACACUAACAGGCACCUGAUUUCUUUCUUCUUUGGUGAUCACUCGUAGCCAAGUAAGAUUGUCUUCCAUAAACACGGUUUUAACAAUGAGUCCGUAAGUGUCUGUGGAGGCCAAUUCUGGAUCCACACGCCCUUCCACAGUGGGGACAUAGGUUUCCAGGCAGGAAUUAAUCACGGUGAGGGUUUGCCAAACGUGCCUUCCUCUUAGCACGUUUCUCCCCUUCAUCCUGACUUCGAGCGUCUUCAAAACCUAUGACACCUUUGGUAGAAGCUAUUCUCCAACUGGAGCGCUCGCAGGCCAGUGUUUCCCAGUUGUCAGUGUUUAUAUGAUUUUUUUAAAGAUUUGCCUUGAGAGGGUCUUUGAACCUCUUUUGUUGACCACCAGCAUUACGCUUUCCAUUUUUAAGUUUGGAAUAGAGUAGUUGCUUUGGAAUACGAUCAUCAGGCAUCCGCACAACAUGACCGGUCCAAUGAAGUUGAUGUUGAAGAAUCAUUGCUUGGACACUGGUGGUCUUUGCUUCUUCCAGUACAUUGGCAUUAGUUCACCUGUCUACCCAAGUGAUGUAAACACCUCCUUAAAGACCUAUUUAGGCAGGCAUUCACAGGCUCACAAGAUUCAUCACAUUGCUCUGUUUCGUUAUUUAUUGAUAUUUAUCAAAUGUUUUAUUGAUGGCCUCUCUGUUUUUACUUAUGUAUUUCUUUGUAUUUUUUGGAUUUGAGUGCUGCAUUUUGUUGGUGAUGUUGAUGAUGUUGGCAUUAGUUCACCUGUCUUCCCAGGUGAUGUGUAAAAUUGUUUGGAGACACCGUUGAUGGAAUCUUUCAAGGAGCUGGAGCUUGAUUUAGCACUAUGUUGAAUACAAUAUUUACACUCCAAGGGGCUUCAGGCAGAAGCAAUGAUGGUGGUUUGUCACAAUUACUCGGGAAUAAUAAAUCUCUCUCUUCUCCCCCCCCCCCCAUCCUCACCUCCAGCUAAUGGGUAAAGCACAGGUCAAACGGACAGAAGUGAGCACCAGCCACGUCCUUUUGUAUUUGGAGAAGGUGAGUGAGGAGAUGGGAAAGCAAGAAGUGCAUCCUUUGGGGAAUGCCAACAGCUAGAACCCUCUGCCUGCCUGAUGGCACACUCUUGCGAGGUCUUGCUUUGCUGGGUGUGUGAUAGCUUAUAACAGCUUAUCCAACCGGCUUGCCCACAGGUGGACAAUGUGACCCAGAGCCUAUCCUUCACGGUGGAGCAGGAUGUCCCUGUCCAGCACCUGAAGCCUGCCCUGGUGAAAGUCUAUGAUUACUAUGAAACAGGUAAGAAUGGGCUCUGGUACCACACUCGAGAGCCAGUGUGGUGUAGUGGUUAAGAGCGGUAGUCUCAUAAUCUGGGGAACCGGGUUCGCGUCUCCGCUCCUCCACAUGCAGCUGCUGGGUGACCUUGGGCUAGUCACACUUCUUUGAAGUCUCUCAGCCCCACUCACCUCACAGAGUGUUUGUUGUGGGGGAGGAAGGGAAAGGAGAAUGUUAGCCGCUUUGAGACUCCUUAAAAGGGAGUGAAAGGCGGGAUAUCAAAUCCAAAACUCUUCUCUCUCUCUUGGUACUACAGAACUGCUCAGUAUAUAGUAGCGUUACAAGCCACCCAAACUCUGAGCAGUGAGAGAUUACAGGGGUUCCAACCACUUCUCCAGGGUUCAGUUACCUUGGAAUGAAGGCCAGCACAUGCUGUAGUUUCUUUAAGAUAUGUUGUUUUCUCUACACACAUAUAUACAACCUAAGCCUAAGCUGGAGGGGCUCACAACAUUAAUCCCCCCACCCCCCAAAAAAUAUUGCUUCUCCAUCACUCAUAGCUUGGGAUCUAGCACAGAGCAAGCAUGUCUCUGUGUCUCCAUCUUCCAGCCAGCUUCCAGCCCAGUUCACAAACACCACACUGGCUAUUGUUCUCUUACUUAGGUGAAGUCCACCCAGAGGGCACGAUUAGUUAGUUGUAUCUCUCACAGCCUGCCUCAUUCUUUUGGGAUGCUGAGGAGGACACUUAAGUGGCCAGCUAAGUCAUUGUUUUACAAGCAGACUUGUUUGACUGGUUCAGCAAUAGAAUCCUCUAUUAGAGUCUAACUCCCACUGGGUACAGGACCCCAAGAUUUGGAAAAGACUCAGACUGACCUUCCGAACCCACAACAGUAUUGUCAUUAAGGUUCAUCUCACGCUUCUUAGUUAGCUCUCAAACUGCCUUCCCAAAAAAAACUGUAAAUCCGCCAUGUUGUUGUUGUUGUUUAGUCGUUUAGUCGUGUCCGACUCUCCAUGACCCCAUGGCCAUACAAAAGUAAUAGUUCUAAAUGUUCUAAAGCCAACCCACCGAAAAAAUCCACCAGACCAAAAAUCUGGUGGCAGUUGGCACUGAUGCAGGAAGUUGGAGGAGCCAGAGUCUUUCCUGACCAUCUUUCAUUGUAUUUCCAGGUGACAGUGCCAUUGCAAAGUACAGCACCCCCUGCAGUACAGGUAAAGUAUGAACAGAGAUUGCCUCUCACCAACCCUACAUGUGAAGCAGAUCGAAACCACAAAAGGCCUCUCUAGGCCAGCACCCAUAUUUCUUCUGUGUCCAACCCAGAUGCCUUUGUGGAGGCCCAUAAUCAGGACAUGAUUUAGGGUCCUGCACCAAAGUCUCUAACACUGGCAGCUACAUCAAACAAAAGAGGUAGUGGAAUGGAGGACUGGACUCCCAAUCUGCAGGAUGAGGGGUCCCCAACCUGGGCUGAUAGAGUUGGGAGAGGGACAUGAAAGGGGGACAAACUGUAAAUUCUCUGACUUAUGGGGUGGCUGGUCACCAUAUGGAUGUUCUGUCUCUGACCCCUAAAACAUCUUGGGCCAUUUCUGGUUGAAUGCUUGGCCAAAGGAGAUUCUUGUGCUUUCCCCUCCACUGCAGAUGACAUUAAACAGGGGAAUGCGUGAGGAAUGAAGCCCAUCACCCCCAGUAGACUCUGUUGGCAUCUUCCUUCCACCAUCAGACACAAGUGGACAGAGCAACCAGGACAGCAACACAGAGAGGGAAGCAUAUAUCCCGACACAGCCAACAAAAAUCUUCUCUGCUUUGCUUGCUUAUUCCACCAUUUGAAUAAGUCCUGUAUCCACCUUUUCUCAUUUUGAGAUCCUUUUCUACAUCUGCUACUACUUCCCUCUACUGGAUGAAAAAGAAAAUAAAAGGAAUCCAUUCAUUUCUUUUUAA